Molecule: messenger RNA, 52527 nt
Organism: Pocillopora meandrina
Lineage: Eukaryota; Metazoa; Cnidaria; Anthozoa; Scleractinia; Pocilloporidae
Source: the annotation of a GenBank genome assembly
AUGAAUAAAAGUCAAUCGUGGAAGGAUAUUGCACCUGAAGGUGAGAAAGUGGCUGAUCUAGGGCGAACAAGUUCGCAGCCACCGCAUACACCACAAGCCACGACAAAUGAGCACAGUUUUGCUGCGGUAAAUUCAUCUUCAAAGUCAAGCAUGGAUGAAAUGCGACGGAGGAUUGUUCAACUUAACAAGGAAUUGGAACAAGAGAGAACCCUUGUAAAAAAUCUGAGAAGAGACAAGGUAUUGGAGGUCAGACAAGCACGAGACGAAGAACAGCGAAAAGCGAUCGCCAUGCAAACCGAAUUAAGGUCGAAACUUCACAAAGAAAAGGUAAAUGAGCUAACGGCUUUGAAAGAACAAGUUCGUAAAGAAAAAGAGAAGGAGAUAUUGUUGAUAAUAAGACAAAAGGAUGAGAUUUUAAGAACUGCUCAACAAGCUUGGGCAAAGGAGAAAGACGAACUUAAAUCGAAGAUUCGUAAUGAACUUCGUGGCGAAACGCGGGAAGACAGCAAACGUGAAUUUGAAAAGGAACGCUGUAGAAUGGAGCAGGAAAUUGCAGAUCUCUAUCGACAGAAACGUGACUUGGAAGAAACACUUAAGCUUGUUCAGGAUGCUGAUAAAAGAAAAAUAGAAGAUAUUCGAAGAAUACACCACGAACAUGAAGCAGAACUAGAUAAAUUCAAGAGAAAUUCAUGGCAAGAGAGCAGACAGCAAGUAAGUUAUUGCCAAAGUUCAAUUUAUAUUUAUAAUUGCCUCCCUUUAAAUUUAUAUUGUGAGAUUUCCGGGCUUGAAUUCUUUGUUUUGCUGAAUGAUGCCGACACUUAAGACAUCAAUGACCCCCAUAUUUUGGAUUGUGAGUUCCGCUUGUAGCUGUUUCGCUAACUAGACUAAAAGGAUAAUGUUCCGCUUGACAUCGUUUGUUUACACGUGAAGAUAAUUCAAGCUUGUGUCCCGUUGCUGUUUUAUCCAGCUUGGAGUUUAUUUGAGGAAGUGAUUUUUAAUUGCUUGUAUGAUAUAUUGUGAGUAUAAAUUAUUCAAAUCCUGUUUUUAAAAUAGACAAAGAUAAGGUGUUUUAAAUUUAUUUGAAUUUUGAGCUAAUUCAAACACACCUGACAGGAAUUAAGUAAAAACUAUUAACUGAGUCGCUAUCUUCAUUUCUUCAAAGGUUAGAGAUUUUUUUGAUAUUUUUUCCCAACAAAUAAUUUUCCAUCAUGUCAUGAAUUCAAAUACACGAAACUGUGUUACACGCAUUUUGAAGGAGAGCAGAGAAGUGUUCGAUUUCAAAACAGAUAUCACUUUACAUGUACAUUUCAUGGAUGCUGUUAUCCAGUUUUGUUUUGUUUUUAUUUUCCUUUUAAUUUUAGACAUAGGGUAAAGUCUUUUGAUUAUUUCAUAAAUAGUAAGUAAGUAUUGUGUUUUUGUAUCAAUGGUAAAUAUACCAAGAAAAAAACUAAACUUCAAGAAAGAAAAUGGGAGUGUUCCAUUUCUGAGCACUUUUGAUAUGGUUUUGUAUGGGCAUAUCAAGGGUAUAAAUUCAUGGUAAGUGUCAUUGAUUAGUCCAGGAGCUAUGAAUAACCGGUUGCAUGAAUGGGUAAAUAGCCAUAUAAUCUUAGCUUGCUAUUCACACAUUGCUUCCACUCAAAGAGCUCAAACAUGAGUCAUCAUCAUGCUAAAACAACAUGCAUAUAAAUUUGUUAUAGUGUAAGGUUAGCUGGAAUGGACUGACACUGCACCCCAGAUGAGACAUUGACUCAUCAGAACUUGGACAACCAAAUAUCCAAGAAGUAAUCUGACAUCAGAUAUUAACUAUCUUGCAGAUGGCAGAAAUUCGUCAGUUGCUUAACAUAAUUGAACAACUUGAAAAGAAGCUUGGAUUAGAAGCUGGGCAUUCCAUGAGACUUAGACUGGAAAAGGACAACUUAAAUGACUUGUUAAAAAAAUCCACAACAUUUGAUACUUGGGACAGAAUGAUGUCAAGUGGAAAGAGUGAGCAGGCAACCCCUCCAGGAACUCCUGUAUGUAUCUCUUGUUCCUUUACUUUUUCCUUUUUCCUUUUUAUGUUUUUGAAGGCUAUUUAUUUAUUGGCCCCAAACCCAUUAACUAGUUUUUGUUCAAGAAAUGGUUAAAUUUCUCUGAAAAUGGAUCUAACAGGUACAGCUGGAACAUUUGAUGCAGUUUUGUGUCAUGAAAUAUAAGUGUUAACAAUCAAAAUUAUGUAUGAUAAAAAAAUCUGGGCACAAGUUAGUUAUUCACAACAAGCCUGUCCUUCAAUAUACUCAAGAAUCAUUAAGCAAGCUUCAUCAAAUUUCUAUGUUUGUCAGUGAAUUUUACAUUUAUCUUUUGUCUUGAAAGUUUUAAGAGACAGACAUGGUUCAGUUAUUUUUACCUGACUUGGAAUGCGUGACUCCCGUGCAUUAAUUUUACCAAUGAGUGAAAUUGAGGGAGGUUUUCCUGCAGUCUGGACAGUGUCAUUGAUUAAAUUCAUAUAUAAAUAAAACAUGAACUUUAGAGAAUUGUUUGUUCAAGAAAGGAAACCACAAAAUUUCAUCAUUAAUUCAUUUAAUAUAUGCAAACGAAAAGCAUUUGCUUGGAGCUAUCUGGAGUGACUGUAAAUGUUAUCUGACGAUAUUUAUAAUUGUGGUAACAGAAGUCUUAAAAAAUGGUACAGAAUAUCCUAGAUUUUUUUAAUUAGAACACUCUGUUGUUUGUCAAAAAAAUAUCAAAUGUGUAUAGCUGAAGCCUUUCUAUUGACUCACAAAUUGAAAUGUUAAUGUUAACUUGCAUGCUCACCCUACACCACUUAUAAAUUUAUCCUUAGGAUUCUAAAGGCAGCAGUCAAGAAUUUAGAAUGCUGCAAAGAAAGAAUGUGGAACUUAGUUCUUUGGUUCGCAAACUGGAUGAAAAAAAUCAACAACUGGCUACUAGAAAUGCUGAAUUGGUAAGUUUUAAACACCAGUCAAAUUAUGACUUGUCAUGUGUGAACAACCUGCUUCUAGAUCUGUCAACAUCUAUUCUUUCUAGAUUCUGAACUUUUCCUCCAUAGAAAAAUGGCUCACUAUGCUAAUUAAAUAGUAUAUAGUAAAUCUGAAGAAUUAUUGUAAGUUAGUGAGUACACAUACAUUUGUUAGCUUCUUCAUAUUAUAAAACAUUAACAAAACAGUACAAGAAUUAUAAUAAGGUUUGAUAAAGAGUAAGACAUAAAUUGACUUUCUGUAGUUACAAGAUUGACUCACAUCAAUGUUAUAAAAUAUUGUUAUCCCAAGGAAAUUGCUUACUAUAGAAUAUAAUUUAUUUGGUUGCAUUCUAUUUAUUUUUGCAAUAGAGGUAUUAGGAUUCAUGUUUCAAAUACAUGUAAUUCUUGGGAUUAUGAUUUUUUUAGGAAUGUACCAAAGGAAAUAAUAACAUUACUGUGUAAUAAGAUGCUCUGACAUGAAGAGAUCAGCCAAUUAUGGUUGAAAUCCAAACCAUUUUUGAGUUAAUUUUUGAGAUCUUUUUAAAUUCACAUAGUGUGCCACAAGAGAGGCUAGAUAUAAUUGACUUUGUCUAAAUUUGCAAAUGAUGUGAUGGUGUCCUUCUUGGAGACAAAUCAAGAUCUAUAGCUCACAAUAUGCUUGAUGCCAAAUACUAUCAAAUAAUAUUUGAUAUUAAAAGGAUUAAAUGUUAUGCCAAACUUAAUUUUCAGAAUAGGGUUCCUGAUAGAACAGAUUCUUUUAGUGUAAUAUUUAAUUGACUAUAACUUGACAAAAUGAAGGGCUUGUCCAAGGUGGUGCUCUCACUGUAUUUUCCAAAGGAGCCAUUAGCAUUCAGCUGGUAUUUAUCUGGCAACUACAAAUAUAAAACCACUGAACCAAACUACUAAAGCCAAAUUAUCUUUUUAUACCCUCCUCCUCCUCCCCCCCAAUCAACCAAUGCAGCACCACAGUUUCUUUGUAUCCUUACAACUUCUAUUACAAUUAACAUGAUCACCUAGAACUCACUGAUCCAAAUGCUGGAAGCAAGCAUUAAUCAUUAAUUGCUUAAUUGUGUGAGAUAACAUGAUCAGCUAAUUUUGGUUUGAUGACCCCAGUAACAGAACUGCUUGGCACAGUUAAGUUUCUCACACAAGAUGUCAAGAAUUUCUUGAUAUAAUUUAGUAAGAUUUACAAACAGUUAUCAAAAGGUAAUUAAAUAUUUUCUCAAUGAAGGUACAGUAGUCUUCUAAAUAUGAAUUUAUCACUGCUUAAUAUCUGUACGUUGUUAGCUGGCUGAGUUGGAGAAACUUGAAAAGGACAAUCGAGAAAAAAACAGAAAGCUUGAAAGGAAGAAUACAGAUUUAGCACAAACAAACAAGAGGCUUGAAAGUCGGAACAAACUGUUACUCGAUGAAGUUAACUCUUGGGUAAGUUGUUUAUAUCAAGAGUGAAAUACAGUUUAUGUUCCAUUUGCUCAGUUGAAAGGUGAAUCAAUUAAAUUCAAAUAUAUGUGACAUAAAUUCACUUUUACUUAUCAAAAUAAUAGUCUAUUAACUCCUCAGAACUGAUUUUUAAUUGUCCCUUCUAGCUGCUACACAUUUCUUUGUAAAUUAGUUGUUAGAAUUUGGUGUUAGAACAAGAUAAAAACUUCUACCUGACAAGUUUGAGCAUUCUUAUUACCUGUCUAUUGAUAAUGUAAGGAUAUUUUAAGGAGAAGUUUCAUGUUAGUCACUUGUGGGAGUUAAAAGAAAGCUUACUUAGUGACAAGUUCAGUGGUAAUUUAAGGAAUCAUUGACAGAAUUAGUAUCAUUUAUGCUGCAUUGUUGUGGUGAGUAGAGAAGUAUAACCAAGUUCUAAUGGGUCACUAUUUAUAGUCUCGAAAGUUUGUAUACUUUAGCAAUAUAUUAUUUUUUAUGACCCUUUCAUUAUGUGUCAUUUGACUUGAAAACCUGAUUCUUUUCUUAUUCAUUAUCAUGCCACAGAAAAAGACUUUAACAAAAAAGAAGGAGAAUACUGUAAAACGAAGGGGGCCAGCAAAUAAAGAGGUAAAUGAGGCUUUAAUGUGCAUGCAUUACUUAUACACACUGCAGUCACUGUGGUACUAUGUUUCCAGUACAAAAAUAACUUUUAGUCUGAGAUAUACAUGUAGACAUUUUAACCAUGUGAAGGUUAAACAUUAUGCAUUUAUAAAAUUGGUAAUGGGAACUGGCGUCUACAUUAGACAACUGUGUAUAAUACUAUGGCAAAAAUGAAAAUGUUAAAACAUCAUUUGCAUGUUCUCAGAGAUGUGGGAUGAGUGUGGCAAAGGGCUCAUACAUAACACAUGAUUAAGGCCAAGAUUAUUAUUUGAUGUGUGAAUUUUGCCUGACCCAUUAAUAUUUUUUUUCAUUUACUUUUCCCUGAAAUCUUGUACGAAAGUAGCAAGAUUUGAAGUUUUCCCUUUUAUAUGCAUGAUGCAUGAAGUUUGGGAACUUUUAACGCAUAUAAAGCAAAUUCAGUUUUUGCAUUGUGUAGUGCUAACAGAGUUGACAGUAUUACCCACUUGUAAUUACAUGUGCCAAUGACUUGACAAGAGCAAGAAGCUGACAAAGCAGCAAAAUGAGUGCGCAUGAUAUAGUAACACAUGAUAAGUGAUAUGUAUGCAGAGGAAUGGGAACAGCAACAUAGUGUUACUGUAACACUAUAAGGCAAAAUGGCAGCAUGUUUAAAAAUUCCCUUGAUUGUUUGUUUUCAUUUUGCGGGGAUAAGCUUAAACCUAAACAGAUAAGGUUGCCGUUUUCAAGAGAGUUUCCGAGGAACCUCCUCCAUCACAUAUCUCACUCAUCAAAAAAAGAUCUUGCAGUUACAGGUGCAAAUUUAGCAACUUAAGUAGAACAUCCAUAACAUGGCUAUAAAGUUUGCGGCACCUGUUAUCCCUUUAGCGCUUCUUGACGUCUUGCCUCUUUAUUGGGCAAAACCCCUAGAGAAAAAAAUUUCUUUUUCUUGGCAGAAAAACCAGCAUCAGUUUGUUUACAGAGGAAGAAUAGUAGCCCUGAAGACUCAAAUGGCUCAAGUAGCAGGGCAUGCAGUGUACUCAUUUUGCUGCUGUGUGUAAGCAGCCCAUAUGCAUCUUGCAUAACAAACAGUUUCAUUCAGGAAAAAUAAGAUCUAACUUGAGUUUACUUUCUAAUGGAUGAAAACAACUUGUGCAGAUAGAGGUACAUCUGAUACAUCAAUAAUUACAAUUGGUAUUUCCAUCAAAAGGAUGAGCUUGGUGAGUUAAAGGCCCAAGUAAGAGAGCAGACAAGAACUAUUGCAGACCUGAAGCAAAGCAUGAUGGAAAAAGACCGAAGGAUUGAGCUCCUAAGAGGCAGAAAGAAAAAAAGCAAGCAGCAACCAGUAAGUCUAUCAUAAGAAAUCAAACAGGUUGUACACAUUAAGCUGUUAGGUUUAUGAAACUUCAGGUAAAAUGGUGACCAUUGCACUCAACAAGUCAAUUCUUUUCAGGUUAGCCUCAUGUCACAACCCACAGAUCUUUUCCCAGUGACUGAUGACGAUGCCUUAUCAGUUCAUUCUGACUUUAGUGAAGCUUCAGAAAUGGUUAGUGCAGAAAUAGUUUUUUUUUUCCUGAAUUAAAUGUCUCCCUGUACUUGUCAUUUUCAGUAACUUGUUAUCCAUAAUUAUUUUUCUCGCAAUUGUUUUAAUUGUACUGUUGACAAAUUUAAUAAGGCAAUGUAAAUAUUAUUCCUACUGGGCAAUAAGGUGUGAAAUGACAAUAUAACAUUGGGUGAUUUACAUAAAAAUAACUGUUGGACAGAACUCAAAUGUUUUAACGUAUUGAUAGCAGACCAAGGUAAUGCAUGUGUGCUAUUAUCAUUUUGAUAAUUGUGUUUUUUACAACUUAAUUCCUCAAGUAUCUGUGUGCUGGUUCAGGGUUGAAUACCUGUCAAGAAAACAAUUUUCUAGCACAAGACAAAACAUUCCUUUGUCUCUAAAACAUAUCUGUAAAGUCGAACCUAACCAAUAUAUGUAAUUAUGUUAUUACUUGUACUAGUAAUAAGGUGCUCUGUAAAAAUAAUUUAUUUUGAAAAUAUCAAGCAAAAGAGAAUCUUAAAAUAUUAGUUGAGUUAUGGUUAUUUUCCACAUUCUGUGCCUAUAACACCUACACACAUGCUCACACAUGUAAGACAUAUCUACAUUUGUUUCUUGUCAAUCCAUCCAAUGAAUUUAAUGCAAUUCCAUUUGAUUUUUCGCAGCUGUUAUGACAUUGUAAGUGAGUUUCACAGUACCAAACAAAAUUUAUAGAAGAGUAGCUCUCUUAAUUUUGUUUUGAUUGUAGAUCAUUUGAAGUAUUAUGCAAUUAUACAAUUUUUAUCAAUCCUAAAACCUUCAUAUGGAUCAGAAAACUGCAUCAUAUGGCUCAAAUCAUACCCAUAUUUAAGUUAUGAACUUAAAGGGCUUUGUUUGGUAUAGACCUUUCUCAGUUCAAUACCAUUAUGCAACUUGUACUUUUUAUUGAAGUAAGUGAUCUUGAGGUGGCAUUUUUUCCUGAGUUCCUAGUUAACUGCUUUUAAAUACAAAAUAAAAUGAUUAAUAUUUUUCUCAAUUGUUUUCAGUCAUCUAGUGAAGAUGUUGACAGCAAAAGAAUAAAAAAGCUUGCAAAAGAGCUUCUAGCUUUAGAGCGAGCUUAUGCCCUUCUCCAAGCUCAAGUAAGCAGUGCAGUGGAUGUUGAAAGAGAUGAGAUGGUAUGUUCAUUUGGUUCAGGUAUCACAUUUUACACUUUUUUAAGUAUGGCUCCUCAUUAUAAUAGAACAAUAUUAAUGUUUCAAAGUCUCUUAUUUUUUUGAAAACUUCCCUUUUUUUGCAUGAUUGUAAAACUUAUAAGCUAUACUUGGCUUUGAAGCCCUUCUGCAAUACUCCAUAAUCUUAGUAGUGAAGUAAAUUUAAAACUCUGUAGCUGUAAUUAUCAUAACCAGACAGAUCCCAAAGAUAUGUUUAACAUUAUCAAUAUUUAAGAUUUCAAGUAUCUCCAACCAAAACAGUGUUCGUUUUUUAUACAGGCAAAACAGCAGCUCCAGUCAGACUUGCUUGAAAGUCAAACAAGAAUUCAUGAACUUGAGAGAAUGAUAGACAGUGGACAGGUAAAGUACCAUGCUUUCUGAUUGUGAUAUGUGUAUAAUGGAGUGCUGUUGCUCGACCUUAAACACAGUUUUGUGUGAAGACACUAGUGACAUGUCCGUUGGAGAUCAGGGCCAGGUUGUUUUAAGCUGAAGAUAACCCAGUGUUCGUGUGAAAUUUGAUUUUAAAAAAAUUUUUGAGUUCAAUUUUUUUGUCAACAAUUUGAUUUUUGGAUGCUCUAAAAAGAAUAGAGAAAAUUACCCGAAAAAAGACUCUUGAAUAGAGAAAUAAAGUAACCUGGAUUAAAAUUUGACCCUGGCUUGGCGCUAAUCGGCCUUCGAACAACUGGGCCCACGUUGUUGCAGCACAACAACUUUUUUAACAGGUAGCAGAUUACGUUGUAUGACAAUAAUAAUGAUAGUUAUCGUUUUUUAUGUAACAGCAAGGCUUUAUAUAAUCAAGGGUAGUAGUUACAUAGAUUUUGUCAUAUUCAUCUACAUUAGAAUUUGUUUAUAGGGUUCUGGAUUACAAGAAAUAUCCAAUCUUCAAGAAGAUAACAAGGCUUUGUAUCAAAAGGUAUCGUUAGUCAACUUUACAUCAGUAUUUUUGUGGUACCUGGAUUUAUUUUGUUGUUGUUGAUAUAAAUGUUCUUGACUAGCCGACAUCACGCGACAUGUACGAUCUUUCGACAAAUUAAACAAUAUUUCUAUUGAACACAUUCCUGACUUAGUUCUUUUGUCCUAUGUUAUAGCUGGUGGCAGCAGAACAAGCCCGAGAUAAGGCACAAAGUGAGCUGGAUAAAUACUCCGAGGUAAUUAAAAGGACGUUAAUUACAGCCUCAAUUCAGCUCUCGUGUUUGUCUUGAAUCUCAGUGUUAUUGCAUAUAUAUUGUUUUGUUAUUUCCAAGACUUAGAAUGUGCUAAAUACUUUGUGUAUAUCCAGGACAUGCGAGAGUUACAGGAUCAAAGAGAUCUGCUGGAAUUCGAACUGGAAGAAAUGUCGCAGUUAUCUGUAAGAUUUUAAAUAUGAAGUCUUGUAUAUUACUAAACUAAGAAGUGCUUCUUAAAUGAAACGAGAGUCAGAAAGACCUAAGCUUUGUGCUAGAAUUUGCUUGCUAAUAGCGAUGCUGAAUAUUUUUUCUUCUCGGGGUGUCAUCCUGGUUUUCUGAUCAUUUCUUAAGUUUAAGAAAACUUGAAAGAUAGGAAGCAAAUAUAAGAAAUGCACUCUAUUACAAAAAACUUGCCUUGGUUUUGUUUUUACAAUGUUUCGGUGGCGAUUGACUAAAAUUACAGAAAGAAAGAAGAGUUUUGUGGUACGAUAAGUGGAGGUUUUUGGGAGGAAACGUCUGUAAAAAUGACUGUGCAGGAAGAGAGACUUUAGGUAUGAUUUACCACUCUAACAACUUUUUAGACUGCAGGGUCAGAGGACUGGGAUUCAAGAAAAUCCAGAAAUGGCCUUGAGUCAUUUUCAUCGCCAAGAAUGCUGGUCAGUCAUUUUGGACAUCUUCAUGUUCAUCUAACAGCGUAGUGUUCCCAUACUCAGUUACAAAAUUUGCAUUCAGCUAUAAAUUUAGAGAGUUUGUUAUUGUUUUCUGUCACUUACUGAUCUGAUUUUCCUUGACGUAGAGUAAUGAUGCUGCUGUUCUUACGUUGGAGGACAUUAAAGCCCUUCUUGAGGAACUGGGAUCGGAAAAGGUAUAUUCGAGCCAAAGAAUUACGGUUAGAUCGCAGAACGGCUAGAUCGCUCCAGCCUAAAGUUAGAUCGCUCCACUCGAAAGCUAGAUCGCUCCAUCAAAUAAGUGACUUCGCUCCCAACAUAACUUACUUCGCUCCAUGUAGAAAACUAAGGUAAAGGUAGCAAAACUAAGGUAUCUAAAUUGAUAGUCCAUUAAAUGACGUGCAUAUCUUACCUAACAAUCGAUUAAUAUCGCUCGCGCGCGCUUGAAAUAAGUCCGAGCUACGCAGAGAGAACAAUUAAAGCCUCAUGUAAGGGACUCACGAAGUGUAAUCUACUUUAUUAAUUAAUGAUGGCGGAUAUCAGUUUCCUGACAUCAAACAACAAAAAAGGCCACACUGGACAGCAUUGGUAUUUGAAUGAUCUUUUUCAAUACACUUCAGACUAUAACAUCAUAAUUUAUUCCAUGAUCAUUUAUUCCAUCAUUGAUAUACAAACAUACAUCGGUAGCUCGGUGGCUAAUCUGAAGGACAGAGCGAGGACGAUGUACUCGAAUUAUCGCAAGACACAUCAUCACCUAUAAAUUUUUAAGAUCAUUGGUAAGAAAUACCUCACAUUUCAACAUGGAGCGAAGUGACGUAUUUGAUGGAGCGAUCUAGCUUUCGAGUGGAGCGAUCUAACUUUUGGUUAGAGCCAUCUAACUGGGAGCGAUCUAACCGAAUACCGAGCCAAACGUGAGCUGGUAUCCAUUGUGAAUAUCGCAACUGCUCGAGACAUACAUUAGAAGGCAAUCAACUAUGUAUAUUUGUUGGCUUUCGUUGCUUAAUUUUGUGACACCUUCUUGUAAAUAAUUGCAUCGCAACUUUUCAAACCAUACCAAAAUUACAACUUUUUGGCCGCAUACUAAGUGUAAAAGCUAUAGUGAAAUUUAUCGUGACACUACGAACAGGUUUCAUCCAAAAAAUUGCACUUAAAGUAACUUCAGUGUGCCAAUAGAUAUUUAUUUGUUGGUAUGGCCUUCUUUUGCCUGGACUCGUUUAUAUUUUGGAUCAGCACUUUUACUGACUACACGUGCAACUGUACUUGGCUGAUGAAUUGGAUUAUUUUUAGGAAGAUGUUUUGUCCCCAGUACAAAAAAGUGCUCUUAAACAAGCCAGAAUCAUGCUGGAAUCAAUGGAUGAGGUAUGAAUUUUCUCUCGCCUACUCUUUUCCUCUUCCACAAAGGUAUCGACGAACUACAAGGCAAUAGGAAUAACUUGGAAAAUUCACUCUUAGCUUUAAGGUGCUCACAAUCCUGAAUAUAAAGCUGCUAUAAUGCGUGUUUCAUCUUCUAUGAAUUAGAAAAUCCAUCACAUGGAGAUUACUGAGAUGGCAUUGAGAGACAAAGUCCGGGACUUGGACUUGGGUGUAAGUUUAUUACGUCUUUUUUUUCUCCAUAAAAAAUAAGAGUUACAAUUGUAUCUUUUUUUUCUGCGUCUUGGCAAUACAUUCGAUUUGGUCCGGUUGUUUGGCUUCCUCGCCAUUUUCAGUCCAGUUACGAAUGUGCAGAAUAUGUUAACAUAAGAAAAUUUGAAACAAUUUUGGUGCCUUUAAGUUUAGUGUUAGGCUUAUGUCUGUGCAUCGAUUACGAAGCACGAAAUUUUAUGGUAACAAGAGUCCGCCAUCACUUCCGGCAAUUCUUCUUUUCGAUAAAACCUGGCUCCAGAAACUGCAAAACUCCAUGAAAAAUUUCCUUUCUGAUUUUUGAUUUACACACAAAAAAAAACGAAAAAUAUGAUGCCGUUUUUGCCGUUUUUCUCGCCUUUAUGAAAACAAGUACCUUUUUUCGGUUGUGGUGGAGUAUUUUAAGCAUUCCUCUCUGGUGCUGCUGAAGUCAAUUUUCUCAAGUUUCUUCCGCUCCUUGAUCAGUAAGCUAUCAUUUUUGACAUUUUUUGUGAUAUAUUUAGUACAACAGUGAGUCCUUGAAGUCUGACCUUGAUGAAACCAGAAGCCUUUCAUUACUCACCUGUGAUCGUGAGACACUUGCAGACUUGCAGUGGACUAAGGUGGAUAACAUUGAACUCUACCAAGAGCAACGAAUGGAAGCAAUGAAAUAUCUAAAGCACGCAAGAGUAGUAACAGAAGACACGUGUUGUAUGACAGAUUUGACCGGGGAUGAUUUAGUUAGUCUUGAAAGCAUAAGCAGGAAUUACCCUCACGACUUUCCAGAUAGAGGAGAGACAAGUGGAAAGAGUGAUAAAGAUUGCAUGACGGAUCUUGCAUGGUGGGAGUUAGGAGAAAUGGGAGAAACCUAUGUUCGUUCAUUCGCACAUGGAAAAUGUAAAGGUGAGGUAGAAACUGUAGAUAAUGAAACAAUGACAGACAUAAAUUGCCAAGAUCUUGAGGAAUUAGAAAGUAAGAAACAAGAAACAACGGCAGGUAGAUCGAGUCGGGAGGAUAGUGACACAAUGGCGGAAAUAAGUUGGGAAGAACUAGAUCAACAGGAAAACGAAAAAUCUAAUUCUUCUUUACCAAGAGGGGUUAGCGAGAGCAACAUGGACAUGGGAAGUCAUGGACAUGAAGUAGGAAUUGUUACCGACCUCAGUUUGGCAGAACUUGCCCUCAUGGAAAUUAAAUACUUAGAAUGUAUCGAAAACCUUCACGAGGUCAAAUCAGGUGUAGUUACGGAGAAGGACGAGAUGACUGGGUUUUCAUCCGUUGAAUGGGUGGAAACUUUACCUGAAAUUGUGCUGGACACAUUUCCAGAAGAUCUCGCUUGCACAAAAGAUCAGUGCGAGAUGACAGAGUUGAAAUGCGAUGACAUAGAAAAGUUGAGUAACAAGUGUAUUGACUAUAAACAUAGUCUUGAAGAACUGGAAAAGAGGAUUGCUCUUUUUGACGUUGAGAAAAAAGAGGAGAGUUGUUCCACAGAGUUCACGUGGAAUGAUAUUGAUAGCUUACAAGAAAAAUGUUACAGUUAUAAGUGUAUUAUCAGUGAACUUGAAGACAAAAUCUCCCUUUUUGAAGUCGAAAAGAAAGAUAAAAGUAGUUCCACAGAGCUUUCUUUGCAAGAUCUCGUAAACGCCAGAUUCAGUGUCGAUACAAAAGAAGUUGAAACUAUAACAGAUGAAAAAGAUUUUUUGGACAACGAAGAUUUACCAGAGAUCGUAUUCGAGACCUAUCCAGAGGCGGAGACUAAAGGUGAGUGUGAUACAACUCACGGAGUGUGGGAUGAAGUUGUAGACCUUAAGAACACUUACAGAGAUUACAGGGAGAACUUGGAAGAUAUGAAAAACAAACUUGCUCAGUUUCAAGUGGAGAAAGAUGACAAAGAGAGCAUAACUGAUAUAGCCAUGCAAGAUCUUGCUGAUCUGGAAAGUUUGUACAAGGAACAUUUGCAUGAUGUGGAUUCAGAUUCGAAUUCCAUAUUAAGUCAUGCUGAAAAAGAGUCGCGGCAAUGCAUGACAGAACUGACGUUUGUCGAGCUUUCGGAGCUUGAGGAUUUUUACAUUGAGAAUGCUGCUCGUCAGGAGGAAAGUCUACCGAUGGUAGAAAAAUGGGAGCAAGAGAGCAUGACAGACAUUACACAUGACGUCCUUCAGUACCUUGAGGAAGUAGAAAAGCUUUACAGACAAAAGACGAGAGCUGGUGCAGACGAAGAGGUAAGAAAAGAAGAGAAAUACACUGCGACAGAUCUGACAGUUUCGAUUCUCGACCAUUUGUUAGAAGGGGCAAAUGGUCUCAUGGAGUUCAGUACAGAGAAAAUGGACAAGAUGACCUCGACAGACGUAACCAUUCCCGUCCUCGAGCCUCUACAUCAAACUGAAAAACUUCACCAGAAGUAUCCCAAAGUAGACAAGUGUGUAGCUACAGAGCUAACUUCUGAUGGUAUAGAAUAUUGGGAGCAAGAAGAGAAAUUACACAGGGAACGUUUAAAUGGUAGGGAAGAAAACAAAACAAUCGCUGACAUGGGAAUCGAGCAGAGAUAUGAUAUGGAGAUUAGUAGUUUGCGAGGAAAAAGCGAAGAACUUGAGAAUGAAAAGAAUUCAGUGGAAAGGUUAACUGUGGAGACAAUGACAUAUCUUACCUUCUCGGAUCUUAAGUGCUAUGAAAACGUUGAUGCAGUUAAUGAUGUGUGCUUUGCUGAGAAGCACAGUGUUGAAACCAUGACUGAUUUCACUCUGUCGGACCUAAAAUACUUGGAGGCUGUGAAAGGGCCAAGAAAUGAAUGUACUCCUGAUAGAAAUGCGGAACCACAGGCCAACCGAUAUGGAGCCAAAAGUGUCCACAGUUUGACUGCUUCGUAUCCACAGCUACUGGAAGGUGUUGAAGCCGCUCAUAAGGUAUGCCUUGUUGAUGGGGAGGACAAAUUAUAUUUGAGAAUGGGAGACAAAGAAAGUGUGGGAGUAAUGACAGAUUUAACUGCGUCCGAUUUGAAAUACUUAAAAGAUGUUGAAGCCGCUCAUGAGGCAUGUCUUGUUCAUAAGCAAGAAGAAUUAGAUGCCAGAAUUGUGGACAAAGAAAGCGUGGAAGUAAUGACAGACCUAACUGCAUCUGAUUUGAACUACUUGGAAGAUGUUGAAGCAGCGCAUGAGGAAUGCCUUGCUGAUAAGCACGAAGAAUUAGACAUCAGAACUGUGGACAAAGAAAGCGUUGAAGUAAUGACAGACUUGACUUCAUCUGAUUUGAACUACUUGGAAGAUGUUGAAGCUGCUCAUGAAGAAUGUCUUGCUGAUAAACACGAAGAAUUAGACGUCAAAAUUGUGGAGAAAGAAAGCGUGGAAGUAAUGACAGACUUAACUGCAUCUGAUUUGAACUACUUGGAAGAUGUUGAAGCAGCUCAUGAGGAAUCCCUUGCUGAUAAACAGGAAGAUUUAGAUAUCAGAAUUGUGGACAAGGAAAGCGUGGAAGUAAUGACAGACCUAACUGCAUCCGAUUUGAACUACUUGGAAGAUGUUAAAGCAGCUCAGGAGGAAUCCCUUGCUGAUAAACACGAAGAAUUAGACAUCAGAACUGUGGACAAAGAAAGCGUUGAAGUAAUGACAGACUUGACUUCAUCUGAUUUGACCUACUUGGAAGAUGUUGAAGCAGCUCAUGAGGAAUGCCUUGCUGAUAAACAGGAAGAUUUAGAUAUCAGAAUUGUGGACAAGGAAAGCGUGGAAGUAAUGACAGACUUAACUGCGUCCGAUUUGAACUACUUGGAAGAUGUUAAAGCAGCUCAUGAGGAAUCCCUUGCUGAUAAACACGAAGAAUUACACGUCAGAAUUGUAGACAAAGAAAGCGUUGAAGUAAUGACAGACUUAACUGCAUCCGAUUUGAACUACUUGGAAGAUGUUAAAGCAGCUCAGGAGGAAUCCCUUGCUGAUAAACACGACGGGCUUGAAGCUGCUACAGUGAAGAAAGAAAACGCAAAUAUUAUGACAGACUUAUCGGUUUUGGAUCUACAACGUCUGGAGGAUGUUGACUCUGCACACAUGCAAUGCUUGUUUUACAUAGACAGAAAAGAACAUAGGAGUGACCCUCCGCAUACGAAGUUUCAAGUUCGCGGAAAACUGGAAUCAGCUCCCACUGAAAACGAGGAAAGUAAAGCACCGAAGCGGAGACGGCGUUCAAGGUCUACCUCAGUGUCUGUUCAUAUGCAGAAUAAGCACACCAUGACCGAGUUGACAGCCAACAUUCUCGAGUAUUUUGAAGAUAUAGAAGUUCUUUACAAGAAAACGUUGGUGGAAUACGACGACUUUAGAAAGUUACAUUCUGUGGAGAAGGUUGAGAAGGACUCUAUGACAGUUAUCACAACUGAAGAUUUGAAAUAUUUGAAAGACGAAAGUAGUAUACGUCAAGAAACGGAAGAGAAGGAGGUCAUGACUGAACUAGCGAUUGACGAUUUGGAUUAUUUAAUGGGUGUAGAGAGUUCUUACAAUAAUCACGAGCUUGAUAGAAGAUCUGAGGACAUGAAUAGCGAGAGGAAUGCAGAGACCAUGACAAGUGUGACUUUGGCCUCCAUGGAGUGUAUGGAGGACGAGUAUGAGAUACUACAGCGGGAGCAACCACAGGAAAAAGACCCCUCUUGGGUUAGAAUUGAACAAGAAGACAGCUCAUCUGAACUACAGUACCUGGAAGAAGUAGAACUUUCUUGCAAAGAGGAUUCUUUUGGGGCUGCAGAACUCGCUAGUUCAGAAGAUGCAGGGGUAAUGACGGACCUCACAACUGCCGAUUUGGAAUACUUAGAGGAAGCGGAAAAUCUUUUGAAAAGUAUUAAUGACAAUGGUAGUGAACUAUCAGGAAUGCUUGCACCCAAGGAGGACAAAGAAGUCAUGACAAAAUUGACAAAUUCUGAUAUUGACCACCUUCACACGUUGGGAGAGUUCCAUAUUGAUGGUACAAUGGCACUUUCAAGUGAUGGUGAAGUCGAGAAAGAUGAUAAGGGUACAGAAACGGAACUCACAGUAGCAGAUAUCCGAGAUCUCGAAGAUCAAGCGGGCAGUGGGUCUGAAAAGAGAGCUACGCCUUCGUUUCAUGAAUUUGUUCAUGACAAUUUCCAAGCUGAAACGCUCGUGAAUUUGCAAUCAGAGUUAGAUUAUCUACCUGUUUUGGACGAGCCUGAAUUUAUCAUGGACGAGGACGAAGACUUAGAUAUCGAGGAGAAUCAGUGUCGAGAUGCUUGUGUCAUGACCGAGCUAACAUUUUCUGAUUUGCAACAGUUUGGGAUAUAUGACACCUGUGAUGGUGUUGGUUUAAUUCACUCACGUCGAGAACAGACUGAUAUUGGUAUACAAUGUACCCUGGAGGAUUUAAGUUCGCUUUUGGAGGAGCUUAACAAGGAAGCAGAAGAGAAAGGGGCCGAUGUUCCUUCGUGGUUUGUGACAGCCUUAAAGAUGAGACAACCAGGAGGUUUGUGUUCUGUUUGUGUACCCAUUCAAGUUCAUGCAUGCAGCUGAUUCUACUGACUUUUCAUGGAAGGAGCAUGGCCCGGUAGCAGGGCAAUACUGAUCUGCCACAAUCAAAGAUCAGCAUGUUUAAAGUGAUCCAACUUAUUACGUAAAUACCUUUCUAACAAAAAUGACAUCAUUUUCCCACGCAUGAAUUUACCUUGGUUUUAACGUGCAUGUAAAUAACUUCCCGGUAUGGAUGAACGUCGCAUAAAAUACAAUUAACAUUCAAGGAUACGUCAUGGUAUUGUUGGACGUCAAGUAUUGUAAAGUAGACGUGAAAUUGCAAAGUAAACGCCAGGCAUUGUUUGAUAAAGGAUAAUUUUGAAAUAAGCGUUUGAUGUUAACGGUCUGAAAAGUGAAUAUGAACUCAGUGUGUUAAGCUUAGAGGGGUGUAAUUGCCGUAAUGGCCACUGAUUUUACUUUCAAGUUUAAAAGUUUAUUUAUAAACGUUGCAGCGAUUACGUAUUAAAAGCCAGCGGUUACUGAUAGUGCUUAUGAUACUAAGUUCCUUCUAAACCUUGAUUUUUGGAUAUAUAACAAGAACUCAUGAACAUACACAGUAAUAGAUAACUGUACACAUGCUGAUCGCUGCUACAGAAAUCGAGGUAGUCCAAAUAUAGAGCUAAUCCAUUGAAUAAAUAUAGACAACUUUAAUUCACUAAAUAAAUAGUUACAUGUGCUGUACAUUUAUAAAAAUACCGUGACUCGCAUCCUGGGGCCACGAGUGGUUUAAGCUUUUCUUAGUUAGAGGAAAUCAUUCAUUUAAGCGAUAUUUCUGUCCUUGCUGCCUGCUUGUGCUUUAAGUAACUUAAUCAAAGUACUAAAUGCACUUUCAGCGUUUUACUGUCUUAACUUUAUUGCACAAGGUAGCUUUUGAAUUUUAGGGGUAUAAAUUUCAAAUAUCGAAAGCCAUAAACACGUUUGUUUAAACCUGUAAUGAAAAUAUUAAUACAUAACGUAUUCUGUCUGGAAUGGAAUUGUCAAGCUUUUGACAAGAAUUUUUUAAUCUUGCAAAGCAAUCAAUUUGUCUCGCUUAUUCGCUUUCGAACAUUAUUUUCCGACAGGUUUCAAUCCCAUACAUCUUGUAGUGGGACAAACUGAUGAGAUAGAUGCAAUUCCAGCAGUCGAACUUCCGAACUCAGGAGUGACCCCCGAGCAUGUCCCAGAGAGGGCACAAAUGUCUAACAUCCCCAUCGACAUGGCACGCGUCUCUGACGGUUUACAUGAAUGCUUUUCGUCCAACAGUGAAACAAAUAUACUGCAUUCCGGUGCUUCUUUCAAAAACAUUGGUGUUCAAUGUGAUCCUGUGGAUGUCGACGCCAUGUUGUCAGAGUUUAGAGGAAUUCAUCCACGUGACGUGGACAUGCCAUUGUUCGUGUCUGCUAUUAACAUGGCCCGGCAAGAUACAGGUAACCUCUCCAUUUCCGAAAAAAAACAUAAGAAAUGCAAAUACAUCGAAUACCGUUCAAGUUAUUUCUCAAAGUUACGCAAUACUUUGGACCAAAAAAUGAUAUGGAAUGAAAGACAAAGGAGGAAUUAUGAAGAAGAAAUAAAAAACCAUCUUUGCACACGAUUAUAUCAGAUUGACGUGACAAAAUCAAGCGAGAGAUUGAGAGAUAGAGUCAGAAGUCUCAGACAUUUUUACUUACUAUUUAACCCUUUAACUCCUAGAUCAAAUUUGUAAUUCUCCUUUCUGUCAACCAUACAAUUCUUAUCAUGUCAGUUCAGGGAAUUUAGUAUUGAAUCAACUUAUUAUCUCCAAAUUAAUUUUCAUCACUUAUCUGGUUGAUAUUGUAUUAAUAUUGUAAGGAGAAAUUCUGUCUUGGUCACCCAUGGGAGUUAAAGGGUUAAGAAUCUUUGAUAACUUGACUUGUAUUGAAAGUCAGGCCGAUCUUAUCAAAGGACAUAAUAUGAGUCCCGUUCUAACGACAUCUUCUAUUUUAUAUACCAGUUCUCAGUUUCACUUUUUUGCAAAUGAGAUGUCUUGUCUAAAUUGCUUUUUCACUGUAAACCAAUUUGUUAUACGGAGUUCUCCAAUUUUUCUUAGGCUUUAAUCCAGUGGAAGUAGUUGUGAAGAAUCGCAGUGAUUCCAAUCCUGUACAAGAUGAAGUGGCUACCGAACCUAAUAACAGUUUCGCGGUAGAAUUCUCCCGACUGCCACCUCCUCCUGAAAAGGCCACUUUCACCAUCAGCUCACCGCCACCAGUCCAGUUUGCAGAAGACGAGCAGUCAGAAUUUCCCGAAGGUAUACAGUGUGUAAAUCGCAGACCUUUCCUCUUUAAUAACUUUGCGUUAAACUCACAGUGCGUCUAGUGUUAUAGCUACAGAGUGCUACGUCUUGAUGGGUGAAAAAGCCUUCUUGCUUACAGUCUCCUUCGCAGCUGUUGUUUGAUCUCCUCACGCAACGCGCUGUCUCCCCCACCGAACAACGGCUACAAAGGAGACUAUUUUAUUAUUCUAUUAUUUGCAGAAGGCUCUCCUCUGUCGGGAUUUUACUUGGUAUAUGUCGUCAGUCAAGAUGAGGUUUCAACAGGCUGUGUUUUGUGUAUUUUACCUCAUCAGUGUUUAGUUAGAAAUUCCCCAAAAACACCUGUACUCUCAAACGUGUGCAACUACAGGUUUGGCCUCGUUAACUUUUUGUCUCACCAAUUUGGGUACAAACGUUGGCAAACGGAUACGAUAUGAAAGCAUCAUGCAGCAACAAUGUUGUUUGUACCUGGUGGUGAAACAUGAAUGUCAUCCUUGAAAUCCCAGUGCGUAUGGCUAUUCAACGUUUUCGUUUGUUGUUUGCUUUCCUUUUUUUGUUGAUUUUCGUGCUUGUAAACCAGGCCUAUGUGUUUUCCGGUUCUCUUCUACACUGCCUGAGCCGAGCGUAUACAAUUUUCAUAAAAACUGGCAAGACCUGCAAAAGGUGCACUGUUUUUGUGAUCAUGGGUGGAAUCACAUCGUAAUUAUAGGUCAGACUCAGCUCUUCUCGUUUGACCGUCUCUAUCUUGCACGUGAGCAAACGUAUAGAAAUUGCUUAUGUUUGAAGGCUUGGAUAUUUUAAUAGCCUUAGUCCUACGGAUAAUUUUUUUUCUUGGGUGUGAUUGUUGCAAUAUUUUUCCACAGCGGAUAACCCUUUGUUAUCAUCUCAAAAUGGAAGUGACAGCGUUUUCAACCAAACAGACGAAGCAAUUAAUUCCACCCAGGAUGGCGAAGGCAGAGACGUGUUGACGGACAUGCCUCCUGACAGUAGUGCUGUGAACCGGUUUGACAAGUUUUUGAAGGAAAGAAAGGAUUCAGAGUUACUGAAUCUGAUGGCCAUAAGGCAGGGAAUAGAUGACAGCGAUGUAGAGGAUACAGGAGACAUCAAGGUUGGCUUUUUGAUUAUUGUUCUCACUGGUAUCACAUAGUAUACAAAUAUUACUUGAUAAUCCUUGUUUUCACGGUCGUAUUUGUUUGUGAAUCAACAGUAUCUUUCUUUCAGCGUAGGUUUAGCGAUGAUUUGUUUUCAGCUGUACGAACAACUGUGACGCUCCUAUGAUGGAAAAACUUCGAUUAUGCUCUCACACGAGUCCAAUUUUAUUCUUGGUACGAACUUAACAUGGGAAUACUCGCACCGCAAUUUCAAAAGUACGUCAGAAGUUUCUUGCAAAAUUUAACCAUGUACCAUUUCCCAAAUAUGCUCCCGUAAAUUUACGCCGAAAAACCUGGGUUGUGAGGGAAAAUGGCGUCAAAGACCAUAAAGUUAUAUUUUGAAGUUGUGAAACAAAGCAAAAAAUCUCAUUCUACAUACCAGUUAGCUAGAAUCUCUCGAUUUUGCUUUCUGGACGCGACUUAUGUGGAAUACUCUGAUAAUUAAUGGUGGACAGUUUAAACAAGGAAUAAUUGUUAAAUAUGUCAGAUUUGUUUUCGAAAAUGGGGUUCAAUAAUUGGCAAGUUGCUUUUUCACCAAAAAUAUUGGAUUUGCUUGAGAACAAGAGGAACACUUUUAUUUUUAAUGAAAUACUUUGGAGUAAAUUUCUUCAACAGAGAACCCUUAUAACCAUUAUAGCUGAAUCAUCACAAGUAAGCUCUCGGUCCCGAUGGUUGGGUCAAUCCUGAUCUAUGGAGUGUUGAUUUGAAACAGUGGGAAAUCCUUUAUGACAUGUUGGAAUCCACUGCUUUUUUCUUGUUGCAAUAGUUUGACAUUUGUAGAUGUGUUUAAAUUUGCAGAGCUUAAAAGAACUAGAAGAAGAAAACGAACUUCUCAGAAAACAUCUGUUAAUUUUGGAAAGCGGAAAGGUGAGUCAGUCAAUCAAAUAGUUAUUCAUUCGUUUAUUCGUUCAUUCCAUUUGUUUGUUCGUUCGUUUAUUUUUUUCUGUUCAUUCAUUCAAUUUUUUUGUACAUUAUCCAUUCAUUUAUUCUUUCAGUCAGUCAGUGUUUCCGUUCUGUUGGUCGGUUCGUCAGUAAGUCAGUCAGCCCUGACAAUUAAUCUGUCACUUGUUUGGUCCGUUUGUCAUUCUGCAGUUUGAUAGGUAUUCAGAAAGUCAGUUAAUUUGGUAGUCAGUCGGUUUAUUGAUCAAUGUAUAACCACUGUAACGAAAUGUUUUCAUACAUGGACCUGAGAUGCCUAUUUAGGGAGGUAAAUGAAGGCAUCAUUUAAAAACAUUGCUCCAACAGGGUACUGAAGACCUCGAGGAAGAAAACAGGAAUCUCUGGGAGAAACUGAAAGAGGUACAGGAAUCAACUUUAGGUCACACUUUUACGCGUUCAGUUACUCUGCCAGUCAUUAAAUGGUCUAUAGAAUGUCUUGAUUAUUUCUCUAUUGAAAAUAUUAGGUUUGCCACUCAACGACAUACAUGAAUAACACGAGUAUGAGAAAAACACAUGCCUCUAAACCAACUAAAACUUUGAGCGUGGUAUAGUUGGUUAAAAAGGAAACCAACUUUGUUGUUAGUUAAUCUUAUCUUUAACAGUUUACAUUGCUUAUCGUAUCAAGGUCUGACAGAUCUUGGGACUGUUCUUUGUUGUUUGGUUUGACUCUUAUGGUAAAAAUUUAUUAUGUUGCAGAAGACAGAGGAACUUGAAAAAAAGAGCGCCCAUUUGAGGGAGAAAGUCCAGGUAAGUACACAGAAAGUAACCUUGAGGUUAUUUCUUAAAUCAACUAGUAGUUGUGCUCCGUCUUUCUUGAGAAAACCUGAAUGUGACGACAACUUGCGCCUCCAGUUGGUAAUAUACUUGGAGAAAUAGACCUCGUUAGUCAAAGAAGCAUUUCUAAACAAUUUUUUUUAAUUUCCAAGGCAUUUCUUAUUUUUCUCAUCGUCUUCAAUUGUCUUUAUCUCAACAGUAGUGACAUGAUAAUUAUAAUAAGAAUGACAGUAAUGAUGAUAAACAUGUUGACGAUAAUGGUGGUGAUGAUUACGAUGAAAGUAGUAUUUUGAUAAAGACAAAGAUCUUAAUGAUAAUAUUAAUUGUUGAUUAAAGCGAUAACAAUCAUCUGUAUGUACUAAAUCAGUGGAUAGCCUCGUAAGCGAGCUCUGGUUGGCUUCUCAAAUGUCGACUAUUCUUUUCUUUUCACCCCUGAGCAACUCGCGCGGGAUUUGCGCCCGAAAAUUGCGCCCGAAUAUAUUGUAAUAGUUGUAGGAAUAAAUGAGUUAAGAUCAUCUUUUGUCUAAUAUUAUCUCACUGGUUAAUUAUAUACUAAAACAACUAUUCACCUCAGUGUCGUUGGCUAGCACCUCUACUUCGGCGUUGACUAUCAUCGACAUCACGAUCUUAAUAAUAAUAACGGCAUUGAUAGACAUUUAUAAUUUAUUACCUGCUUUUGUUUAUUUUGUCGUAGUCCUUGGAAGAUAGAGAAGAGGAAAAUGCAUUGAUCAAAGAGAAAAUGAAAAUUCUUGAGGAAUUAGCAGUGAGUAUGCUUGGGGCAAGAUGUCAUGGUUACGUUCACAUAUGAAGCUAAUUGAUGCUGUCUCUUUCACCGUUAGGAUGUGAAGGAUGUAGAGAAGGAGAACGACAAACUCAGGGAACAAGUCAAAGCUCUUGAAGAAGCUUCCAUGGUAACAUUUUAUUUCAAACUCUCAUUAUGAAUAUUUCUUGUUCACUUGGAGUCGAUAACGUUAAGUGGUCCCUAGUUAAUUUUAGAAUUGCUUAGAUUUCAGAUGCAGAGAUAAAGAACACCAAAGAAGAAAAUGAAGAGCUAAGGGAAAAGAUGAAAACUCUUGAACAAACUAUGGUAAGAAAAGAGCUUCAAUUUUGGUCUUGUGUUAACACGUAUGUCGCCAGGACACAAUCCAUUAUUUAGGAUUCCUGGAAAAGAGGCUUCCACUUAAUUUUUCAAACUUUUCAGUUUUGAAGAUCCACAUGUAGACUAUUAUACACAUAACAUCGAGACAUUAGACGUAAGACACCAGACAAUGAGAGAAUUGCUGUCGACCAAUCUGUUGUUAGGGUCAGUUGUCUGAAUCUUCGGCAAAAAUAAGAUGUAGUUAUCCUGACCGUCAGUGGAAUGUAGAAGUAAAUAUUUUAAUCAUAGAAAUUUGCCCUUUGAUAUUUUUCCAGGAUACUGAAGAGCUUCAAAGGGAGAAUGAUUACCUAAAGCAACAAGUAGAAAUGCUAUCAGCUGAACCCGAGGUGAAAGAGCGAUCUUUCUAUGCUUUCUUGGCUUGUAGAUAUAGUCGAGUGAGGAAAUCGAGGCGAUCUGGGGUGGAAAAAAUAACUAGAGUUCUUCAAUACUGAGUUUGUGAAUGUAAUGCAGCAGCCUGUCUGUUUCCACUUACUUACCUUUAAUUUGUUUCAGAGAGUAAAAGAACUUGAGGGGGAGAACGAAACUCUCAACGAAAAAAUCGAGGCUCUCAAGGCAUCCGUAGUAAGUGAUAUCUGAUAUUGCAGAUUAUCAAGGACUGGUUUCCCAACAGUUCGCGACCUAUACGUCCGACGUGUCAUGGCGACUUGACAGUCGCCUUGUGUGUCCAUAGGAGUGGCAGUGAAGAAGUUGAAUGUCCGUGUGACUCGCUUGCACUCUUUGAAUUGACCAUCUUUCAUGUUUUUAGGAUGAUGUGGUCUGUGAAAACACAUUGUUAAAAGAGCAGAUCGAGGACCUGGAACAAAAUGAUGUAUGCAAUUUUUUAUUUUUAGUGUAAUUGUUCAUGUUAUGGAUAAGCAAGGUAGGAACCCUUUUUCAGUGGGGCAAAAAAAUUGUUUUAAUAACGAGUCAUUCUAUGAACUGGUUGGUUUGUCUGGGUACAUAACGAUUCGUAGAUUUCUGCAAAGGCAGUAAGUGCACGAUACUCUUAGAUUGAUUACUAAUUAUUUACACUUCAUACAAAAACAUUAUGAAGUUGAGAAGUAAAAAGAGCCGUUUUCUUUUUCGACAAAAGUCUUAUUGUUAUCAACCUUUUCUGUUUCAGAAACUACAUAAGCUGAAAGAUGAAAACAAAAUGCUCAAGGAUAAAUUACAGUUCUUGGAAGAUGCUUCAGUCAGUAUCAUAGUUUGAUGUCGGCUACAGUUCACACACUGAAAGAAAAAAACAGUUUGAAUAACAACAGAAAAAUUAAAGUCCAAGUAAUAAAGACUAACACAGUUUUCUUUGCUGCUUAAUCUCUUCAUCGCUGCAGCUGUGGCUCACGAACAGAAAAAUAAUUUCUACCUCCUGUCGCUUUUUGACUUUCGACUUUUGUUAAUUUCAGAAUAUUGCAUAUGUUCGAAGUAAAGAUGCUGCUUUGAAAGGGCAGUUCGAAGUAACGGAGGAAAUUGGAAAGAGAGAGAAAAAGAAGAAAAUUAUUUAAAUGAGGAGCUCUCAGAAAAAGUACAGAUGUUGGAAGAGUCUCUGGUCAUUGUAAAUGAGUUUCCAGCUUCAUAAAAUUCCUUGAAGCGAAUUGUCCCUGCGUCUCUCGAGCAUAAAUACAGUAAAUGCAUUCUUAUUUAUUCUCAGACUUCAGAACGACUGGAAAACGAGCAACUCAUGGACAAGAUACAGGAUCUGGAACAUUCUACGGGGAGGGUAAGUACAGGUGGGGAACGCUUCACUAGUGAGGUGGGGUUAUUAGAGAAGAAAACUGGUGCUUUCAGGAGAGUUUUGAAGGGAUGGUGACUAGAAUAUGACACACAAAAUUCUAUUGUUAUCCCGACUGUGGCUAGGAGCCAACUGAUAAUUAAGUUUAUAACGAUCUUUUUGUGGUUUAUGUCGACGUUGUUGCGAUAUCGCUAAUUGAGAGUGGAAAAUUGUCACGGAGAGUUCGUAUCCGCUGUGACAAGAUUUAAGUAAUUAAGUAAAGUGUCGUCAAGUUACAAAAGUGUCGAGUGUGCUACAUUGACUGUGAUAUUGCUUUGAUCUUUCAGGUUGUUGAAAGACUCGAAGAGGAAAAUUCAGUGUUAAAAGAAAAUAUCAAAAUUCUGGAAGACACGACUUCUGUGAGUCACGGGAACUUUCUUAUAGUUUUCUUUUGAGUAUAUCCUCAGAUUUCCGAGUUCGUAACCAGAUCGUCAAAUAUGGCUGCUUUACUGACUUAACUAAUUCACCCCAACAGAAUAAUUCUUUUCAACCUUGAUGUUGGUUUUGCGCACAUUUCUUAGUUCAUAGUAAGUUUUUCUCUCAGAUAUCGAUGAUUUUUUAUUUCCUUUCCAAGAACAUGAAAACACUUGAAGACGAAAACAUAUUGCUGAGAGAAAGGAUUGAAAGCCUGUACAGUACAAAGGUGUGUUAGUUUGAGUUGCAACCGAUCUUCAUGUCGGUCUGUUAUCUCUAUAUAUGUGGUUGCAGAUCUUUUCUACCUCAUGUCCUCCAUCAACCCUUUUCAAAAGAGGAGACAAUCCAUUGAAGAGUUAAGCGAGAACUGAGUUCUUCUGAAUAUUUGUGUUGGUUACCGAAUGUUUUUUAUCAGAUUCAAAUGUGAAGUUACCUCUCUUCCAAUUUUACUCGGAACAGGGGCCUAAUGUAAUUUUUAUUUAGACCAAAUUUUAAUGGGACAGUAUUCUGAUGGGAGAUAUAUAAUUUGAUUUUAAAAAAAAACUUGUCAAGAUACUUUUAAUGGAAAUUGACUUAAGACGAAUGUCAGGGGUACAAUUUCAAAACAUCUCGUACGAAAUAACUUCUAGUAGAUUUAGUAGAACUAAUAAGCGUUAUUGAAGUGAAGUUUGGGUAAAAUAAUGGAGAGGUUAUUGCAAACCCUAUCACUUUCAGCCGUUUACAUUGGCCUUGCAUUUUUCUUGUAAAACUCGGUCAUCUGCAAAGAGGAAUUCUGAUAUAAAAUAUAGCUGGUAGAAGCUUAAGAAAACUAUACCCAGCCACCUUAAGAAUAAGAAGAGGGGUUGGGGGACAAAAUCAAUGAACAACACUUAGUUUUUGACAUUUGGUUCUUUUUAAUGUAUUAUCCUUUUGUUUUCAUUUUGUAGGCUAAGGGCUUGUCUGAGGAGGAAUUCGAGACUCUUCAGAAAAAGAUAGAACAGCUGAAGGAAGCAGAUAAGGUAAAAUCACGCGAUACUUUGAUAAUGAAUUGUUUUCAAUUAAAAUUCGUGGUGCUUUCAGUUGAAGCUCUUCAAUCACAUAGCUUUGAUAUUUAGCGGUUAACAUUUUGGUGAAUGUUCAUUUCUUCUUUUUACUUUAAGCCUGCUUAUGUCAUGUUGAGCUGCAAAGUAUGUCGAAACCUUUAAUUUUUUUCACGAACAUUUCGGCUUACGGUAGAUAUAUGCUCUCUUGCAUGGAAACAGCAGAAUACCAUUAGUCAUUAUGAGCCCGGCGCAUCCACCUCACCUUUCUAGUGAUUAAAUCAUGUUAAAGUUAACCCUUUAACUCUCAGGAAUGACCAAGACAGAAUUUCUCCUUACAAUAUCUGUACAUUAUCAAGCAGACAAGAGAUGAGAAUAAACAAAAAUGUAAACUAGGGGAUUACUAGUUAAUCCAAUACCAAAUUCUUUGAAUUACCAUUAUAGGAAUUGGAAUGGCAGACUGUAAGGACAAUUGCUGAUGCGAUGUCGGAAGUUAAAGGGUUAACAUGUUCUUUAGAGAUUGGAUAAAAUCUCUUUCAGCAAAGAAAGUUUGCAAACUCGUGGAGCCUCAGCAGUUGAAACAAUGAAAGUUCUAACGAGACACAAGAUCCAGACUAAUUAAAUCUGAGGCAGUGUUUAGUCUAACUCACCUUCAUUUUUCUUUUCGUAAAGCACAAUUUGUUUGUAUUUAAUGAUAUCUAACAGUGACUGAAGUCGAUUUUUAAUUUUGUCAUUUUACUUAGACAAUUGCAGCGCUGAACGAAUCCAAUACAGCAUUGAAAGCAAGAAUAGAUAUUUUGCAGUCGGAGAAGGUAGGGUUUGCAAUCUGAUUGUAUUUCAAGUAAGACUAAAUGAAGCACAAAUAACAAUAUUACACACUUUUCCUGGUGUUACAGGGCCGAAUCACAGAAACAUUUAACCUUUGCAGUAUUUGUAGAGUUUUAGAAAGAGAUAGAGCUGGGAUACUUUUGAUGUGGAACAGAAUCUGCAUUUUUAAGACAUCGCACAUAGAAACCACCCUCGCGUUCUUUUCACCAGCCAAAGAACAGAUAUGUUAUAUGUAGAAACACUUUUAAUCUUUCCAUUCUGCAAAGCCUGUUCUUUUUUCUACUUUCUCUAUUUUGUUUUGUAGAAAAACGACCGAGACGUUUCUUCAGAUAUGGAUCCCUCUGAACAACUAGGAAAGGUGUGGUCCAGAGUAAAUUUCUUUCAAACCAAGUUCUGAAGGUAAUUUAGUGUUAACAACUGGGUUGAAAACGUAAAUUAGCCACCGUAAGGGGUAAAAAAGCUGACGUUUCGAGCGUUAGCCCUUCGUCAAUCGCUCUGACGAAGGGCUAACGCUCGAAACGUCAGCUUUUUUACCCUUUACGGUGGCUAAUUUACGUUUUCAACCCAGUUGUUAACGCUAAAUUACCUGCUAUACUCUCCCACCGACGCAGCACCACAGUUUCUUUAGAAACUUACCCCUUUAUUCAAGUUCUGGAGGGAUGAAUACAAACUUGUGGCAGUCAAGUAUUUUGCCCUUUCAUUUGAUCCCUUUUUGAGGACCUGUCCGCCAUAUUGAAGUUUCCAUCCAACAACGAUGCUUUCUAAACAUUUUUGUAACUUACAAGUGUUGAGUGUAAGCGUAGUACUUUUAUUAUAAAUUUUGUGCCAAAGAUAAAGACAUUUUGUGCUAAAGAUAAAAAAAUAAACAACCGAAAGGUAACAAGACCUCAGUACUUAAACUUAAAUCGAUGAAAAUCAACUGUUUGUAAAACUAAGAAAAAUAAUUUUGUCUAGGUUCGACUGCUAUUAGUGCAGGAUUUUGGUUUAACUUCAUCAGAGGUGGAAAGUGUUCUUGGGUCAUGUGACCUUGAAAGUCACGUGUCGUCGGGAAUGGCUACCCCGCGUGAUGAAUUGAACAAUCUGGGUCAUUAUUUUGAACAGGUAAUGUGUUAGUAAUGUUUGGCUGCCAGGUGCCAUUGAUAAAAAGAACAUCAAAGUAAACUUUAAUACAUAUAGGGGUUAACAAAAAACUUUAAAAAUUUAUCUGAAGAAUUCAGCUAGUGAUCGCUGUCACUACAGAACUAGCAGUAAAGACAAUAUUUAAACUAAAGAUACUAAAGAAUAACUCAGACAUCAUUUUCUUGUAAAAUUUCUAAAUUUCAGUCAUGCUCGCACUACUCUUAUCUCACCAGUGUUGCUGCGCCCUCAUUACACGCUCAUGGUUAUGGAAACGUCUGUUCUUUGAUACUUAUAUUGAACACUAACGCUCCGCUGUGGCCAUACCUAUGUCGUCCUUUGAACCAUCGUUUAGUCUUCGCCCUCUUCUCAGCAUUAAGUAAUUUCGUUAUUAUGCAAUGUGUAGGCCUUGCGAGACGAUCAUAUAAUGGCUAUCAAAGAAUUAAGAAAUUAUUCAGGAAGUGACUAAAAUAAGACAACCGUAAAGUAAUGCCGCUAUACCUUGCUUUAAAAGGCUGACGGACCACAGCAAUCAGAUGUUGGUGACACACCGUGCUCAGUGAUCAAACCCAUACAGCAUAUAACACGCAUUCCAGGGGGAAUUAAUGAAGUCAACUCACCCAUACCAGAGAACAUAGCAAAAGUAAAUCAUAAUUUGUUAACUGUCGAUAGAUAAAGAUUCCUGUUCUGCUUGAAGAGAUAAGUUAUCCUAAACGUCAUAAAAUGUUGCAUAAUGUACGAAACUACAGUAAUAAAGCCAUAUUACUCACCUGCAGUACAAGGACGAUCCUUUAACAUGAACUUUUGUAUCCUGGAAUAAGGUUAAUCUUGCUCGAGAACUUGAACAUAAUUUGCCCUUAAACAAGGCAUGUGUCAUUUGAUUUAAAAUGUAACGAAUUUCAAUAACGUCUUUGCAAUGCGUCUGCGUUAGUCGGUGCUAUCCUGUGAUUGUUUACUAUUACGGGGCUUUUAACCUGACUUUGAUGAAGUCAGGUUACUGAAGUAUUAACAUUAUCAGUUCACUGAAGUAUUGACAGGACCAGCUUCAUCUGGUCUUUGAUGGCCUGCUUUCUUUAGAUAUUGACCACAUGCAGCAAAACUGUGGCAUUUAAUGCACCUAAAGAGUAACAAUUUUGUAAUCGUCUUCGUUCAUGACACUUUUCAGGAGCUUGAAAAUUUGAAACAAGAAAACAGAAGACUUUGCGAAGAACUGAAAGAACUAAGGAGAACAGUUCAGGUAGGAGUUUUGAAUGUUCUAAUAUUCCCCCAUCCCCCCCUCCCAAUGUAAUACAGGUAAUUAUGAAAUGCCAACAUUUCCCCUGCCGUUGCUUUUACGCACCCUCGCAUCAACCAUUGGCUGUAAUGUGAGUGUUUGGGCCUGUAGACCAAAUAUCUGCUCUACCUGUAGCGUCUAAAAAAACGUUUGCGCUCCAGUUUCUCAGUUUCUCUGCGCGCGUUAAGCACUCCUAUGUAUGUGCUCAGUUCACAAGUCAGGAUAAUAAUUCCCCAUGAUAACUGCUAUCAAUAUUUUUAUGAGCUACUAGUUUUUUUGUUAUUACAUUGUUGUAAAUACUUCGAGAAAAAAAAGACUUUUUGUGACGACGGUUCUUCCGUGAGCUUUUGUGAAAUUCUCUGAGUUAGUGAAACUAGAAACUAGCGAAAAAGUAGGCGUGCGUGAAAUGGUGUUGCUCACCCGAUCACAAGCCUUAGCGAAAGACUGGAACUGACCUGGAACGCUCUCGUCUUGCUGCUUUGGUUGCACCUGAAGUGUGUUUUAUAAGCUGUCUCUGAUUUAAUAGUUAAAGAUCGAUCCCACAAACAGAGCAUUUCAAGACCGCUGAUAAAUAGGCUUAUUCACGUGCGGCAAUGGAAUGUCUCAUAAAUUUUCGUCUACAUUCGUCGUCAAAGUCUAAUAAUAACUAUCCCACGUAACGGACGGUUUUCUUGCACUUGGUGAAUAUGAGGGUAGCGGAUCCCAUUCUUCCAGCGGCUUCAUCGCUUAUUUUAGCCGCUCCGAUUCCCAAAAAUCUGACAAAACAGUCAGCCACACAGGAUAGGUAAUAACAUCCAUGUUUGUACAUUUUCAGAAGUAUUCCUUUCAAUUCCCAAACUGUUUUUGUUCGAUGAUUACACCCGCAGUGGUAUUAUUCAUUGUCCAGAACGACCUCCCAUCAGUUGUGUACACAUGUAUUUCCUUCCGCUAUAGCUGUUUUAAAACUUGGACAAUAGUCUUCGUUAUGAUUAAAAUUGUCUUUGUUUACUGAUAUUCAUAACAGCGAAUAAAUUUGCCCUGCAUAAUUUAGUUCUGGAUGAUUAUGCUAAUGUUCGAGCCACAAACUAGCGUUGCAAGCGACCGAACAUUUCAUAAAAUUUCACAGCGGAAACAACAUAGUAGGUUUGGUAUUCUUCCUAAUUUAGUUUCUUUUCUUUUGUUCAGUUCUUGUUAUUUUUACGACCCACUGAUAUUUCUUUAACUUGGUGAUUUCAUAUAAUUCAAAAGUCAAGGGAUUGAUCUGCAGCUAACAAAGGUCUUCAGCAUGUUUACGUGCAACCUUAACAUCAAAAUGCAAAGUUUUCUCAGAAAGGUUUCCUACUUUGUAGUGGUAUUCUGUUGGAUGUUGCUUUCUUCCCUAUCUUGUUCUGUUUAUUCUGAAAUCACAUACUCAUGAAGAAUGAAGAUGAGCGAUCACCGUUCUUAUAUGACAUAAACACAAGUAUAUUUGAACAGAACACCCAAGCCAAACAAACGCUGAGUUCAUUUUACAUUCAACUUCAUGUAGGCUGGUUAUUGUUUAGAAGCAGUUAUAAAAAGCAAUACUCUGUAAAGCCGAUCCUAGAACCAUGAGAAAGGAUAUCUCUGCAUGAGAACUUCGCAAACACUUGAAUGCUCUGUGAACAAAGCUCAUACAAGUUAUAGAAUGUCUAACGUAUUAAAUGAGCAAUUUUACCAGACUGUACCUGCAAUGCAAGGAGUAGUAUAGCUCCUUAUUGUAUGAUAAUUCGAGAAGUUUCCUAUAUGUCGUUAUCUAAAAUGUUGGUGCCCGUUUUCUUUAAAAAAAAAAACCGGGUCGAACGGCUCAUUCGUUUUCUAUUAUUACAAUUUCUUGAACAAAUCUGUUAAAAUAUGGAAAUGCAAAAAGGUGACAGAAGACGUUCGCGCUCUAUAAUGUAACACUGGAUAUAUUUACCUGGUACUGAUCUUCAUUAUAAAGUUUUACAACACUGGCUUGGGUUAGAUACCGUAAAGAAUUCUUAUUACAUUAACUAUAUAGAAUUCGGUUUGCCUUAAGACUGACCCAAACUAGCCCUUCUACCGACUGAAAACUUGAGGACACCGAGAAAAAGUCACGUCCAGUAUGACGGAGUACUGGUAUAUCAUUAAAAAACAACCAAAAUUCGUGAUUUGAGGGAAAGUAUCAACUUGGGUUAGCUGUAGGGCCAUUGCCGGAUCAUUUUUCACUUUUUGGUAAUCUUCUGUUGGGACCCGAGUGAUUUAAAUUUCUUUUUUUUUCCAUAUUAAUGGAGGCCUAUAAGCUAAUCUCUAGUUGCACUUGAUUUUUUUUUAAUAACCAUGCUUUUUAUUAUGUUUUCGUUUUCUGGCUUUUUGUUGGUUUAUUUGUUUGAUUUAUUGGUUUUUUUUUAGUUUGUUUUUCGUUCAUAACCUACCACCGAUCCAUCACACUGGACAUUUUAAUUUUUUUUCACCAUAAAGCCCAUGUCCACAGAAUUUUGGGCAUAUGAAAUACUAACUGGGGUCAACCUAGAAGCAAACCUUGUGCUAGUGCAGACUCUCUACCCAGGUUGCUUUAAAGAAUUCAUUUUUGUUGUGUUUCUGCUGAUUAAACCGGAGCUGCGAAUCAAACUGAGUACGUUGGUAAAUGUUGUCCCCUUCCCUGCAAAAACUUAUUUAAAGGCCACUAUACGCAAGUUUUGCACUCUGUUAGGAGAUAAAAUAUGCUCGGAUAUUUUCCUCGACCAUUAUCUGUUCCUCGAAGCCCUCAGUUUUCCUCGGGCUUGCUCUUACCGGAAUAACUAAUCACUCAACAGACCAAGUUCGGGGACAAACAUCCUAUGAUAUUUUUGUGCCACUGUUCAUGUGAGAUACCAUAAAAAUUGUUAAACAACAAAGGGAUAUUAGGGAUUGUAAUGAAGAAAGUGGGCACCUAUGACUUAAUUGCAGUAUUUGAUACAGUUCUCCCUUCUGUUCCCAGGACAGGCAAAACACUGAGAGAUUAAACGAGGAAACACAGACCGAUUGUGUGGAGUCCUCUGAGGACAUAGCAGCCAGGAGUCUCAAAAACUCUCAAUACGUGCUUAGUUCGAUACCAGGCGAUAUCGAGGAGACCAUUGCACCUCAGGUCCGCUCAACUGUUGCCACUGAAAUACGCUACCUUGGCGACAGUCGUUUGGAGUUUGAGCCAUCAACUCAAAGUCGUUACAAGAAAGGUGCAGUUUUCAGUGGGAAAGAUGAUCCAAUGGACUAUUCAGCGCUAAUAAGAGACUUUGAAAAUACAAUGCCCAGUCAUAACGAAAGUUCUGUCGACUCUGAUGACCUCAUUUCUGAACCAGAGCUUAUGGUUUCCCAAAGGAAUCUGGACACCCAAAUGGAUAUUAUCGACCAACGUAUUCAAGAUCUUCGUUAUAUGGAAGGGAAAGAUUCAGUUCCUCUAGAGGAAGGUAGUAGAGACAGACCAGAAUUAGGUGAUCUUGUCACCUUUGGUUCGGACGAUGAGGGAGAUCUCCCUCCCCUCCCUGAAUCCUCUCCACCACCCCUCCCGUCUGAACCACCACCAGAUUUCACGGAGUCUCCGCCUCCCGUCCUUCAUGGACUGGAAGUGUUGUUGAAUAGUGACUCUUCUCCACCUAGAGAUGCAGCUACUCUCCGGGCUUCAUCUCGACAGCGCCUUCACUCAGAAAAUAAACCCACCUCUGAGGUGUCGCAAUCUUCUUCCCGAAUGGAAUCUCCUUUGCUUGUGGAGGAAACUACGUUGGUCCUUGAAUCAGACCCUAGCGAGCUGGGUGGAAUCUAUCCGAUCGAGGAGCCUACGUCGUUAACCGACUCAUCUGACAGGCGGCCCACAAGUUUAGGAUCUAUAAAACCUGAUGACCCUAAAACCAAGGCUCCUCUUCGGGUACUUCCAGGACCAAGAAGACUCCUUUUGCCGAAGCGUGAACUAGGACCAUUAAACCAACCAGUGGUCUCAUAUGCAAAUUCAAAUGUGACUUCGUCGAUGCAGCCCCAGAGGUUACGUGAUGAGGAGGAUGGAAUCAUUCCUCCUCGGGGAUUUGUACUUAACCGGGCCGCUUUGAUCAAUAGUGGUGAAAUAGACGCGCUUAACGAGAAGAUUGGGUUCUUGGAGAGGCAGCUUAAAGUAAGGAAGCGCCCAAUUUUUUUUUAAGAGUUAAAUGGAAAAAAAACUUUUUAAUUACUACUGUACUCACUGUCAGUCAGUCAAAUUCUUUUUGGCAAUUUACGUCUCAACAGACCAGCAUUAGCCUCAGCUAUACCGCGGCAACUGAUAAUGGUUUUGUAAUAGAAGUAUUCAGCCUUUAAGCAUUUUAGGUAUGUCGAAGAGCUGGAGUUUAUCAGAGCGCGAGACUGGCCACUCAAAAUUCAUUUCCUCCUAGGGAGUUUUUUACCUGAAUCCUCCUUGAAUGUGAAACAAGUAAAAUUAGUUUAACUGGUAUGCGAUAAGCAUUAUAGAGCUUGACUAAAGAUAGCUAAUUUAAGUCGACUAAUUUUUUUCAAUGCAUUUAUUUUGAAAUCUCUGUUUUUUUUCCCAUAUGAUUUCAGACAAAACUGAAUUCCACUUAGUUUAAUUACUAUCGUACGGUAUUUUUCUUGUUCCUUUAUCAUGGAUUAUUUUACAUACGAUUCCGUUCUGUUUACCACUUUCAGAACAAAGAAAAUGUUAUACGUUCCUUGAAGGUACGUUUCAUGUUUUAGAACUCCGUCUUCAAACUUAAUAAGACUAAUACUUUUGCAUAUACGCUGAGCUUGGCACUUCAGCCAGGCUUUCUUUACCACCGUAUUCAGUAUUGCAUGGGAUCUUUAGUGCAUGUUAAGAAAAUUGUUGUGUAAACUCGCUUUUUCUUGUGCAUUCGGUCACCUAAUGGAAACAAUUGCUUUCUAAACAGACCGAAGCAACUGAACGGGAGACUCAGUCUCUGGUAAGUACCUUUGUUUAACCCAGCACGAUCUUUAUUUUACCUCAAAAUGUUUCAGCUUGUGCAUGAAAUGGAUUUUUUCUUUAAAUUAUCAUUCUUUUCUUCUUCCGUUUCACUUUUGCAGCUUGAACGAAAAGAUCGUGAACUGAGAAUCUUGGUAUGUGGUAACCGUUUUUGUAAUCAUGUAUUUUUAUCAGUAAGUUGGAUGAAUAGAGGGUAAUCACACCCUUGCUCUAUCUUUGGUAAAGGACAAAAAGGCGAACUUUUCCAUGUCAAAAGAUGGUACAGAUCAGGGACUUUUCACCGAAACCGGAGCUCUGUAUCAUCGUUCAGAUCAUACACGCGUAAUCCAGGAUGGCAAUUUAACCUGGGUUUUGAUUUCUCUUGUUUAAAAGCAUGAAUUAGAUUUAACUUUUGGGAUGUUAAUAAUAUUAAAACUGAAGGAAAAAAUAAAAAGCUAUAAAAAUUGUUAUAAAAGUAAUUAAAAGAAGAAUUUAUGUUAAAUAUCACAAAAAUAGAAUUGAGAUUUUUUAACUGACUUGCAUAGAAAGAGAACCUUCAACAGCCCUGUUUGUUAAACUAAUAGAUACAAAAACUCUUUUACUAUAAGCGAUUUUUUUUAGGAAGCUGGCGUGGUUGGCCAAGAUGCUCUUCCUCACGAUCUUAUCAUUAUGUUUAAUAAGCGUAGUGCAGAAUAAUAUAAUAGGUGAUGACAUGUUUCUAUGUAUGUAUACUUGUGUUACGCUGAACAUAUCAUGUAAUUCAAUCAACUUGACUGCCAGGCGUUUUCUUCAAGAAACAAUUUAAUUCUCUUGCACUCCUGUUUUAGGAUGAAGAUGUGGUAUUUUUGAAAGAAGAGGUAAAUAACAAUGAAGUAGAAUGCUUAAUAAGAUGGUUUAGCUCUGUCAUCUUAAAAUGGUGACCAUUUGUCUGUCAAUUUGACAUUUGAUCUUCCUUAAAAAUUCGUUCGACAAUAAUAUCUACUUUAAAUGUUUCUCCGACAGAAUCAAAAGAAAGAAAAAGAACUUCUUACGAAGGUGAGAUCGAAUGUUAAUAUUUUUACUUUUAUUGCUUAUCUUUGUUUUCCCGCUGUAUCUUUCGAAGUUUUUUAACUUAGCAUCCUCUGUUUGUUUUUAAAACGCUACUUAAAGAGUCGUGGUUUUGCUUGUAUCUUUUUUAAUUGCUUUUUUCUUUUCGUUAAUUUUUUUAGAUUGGAGAAAUAAAUAAAAAGAACUACGAGGUGAGGGACAUUUAUUUUUUUGUUUGAAUAAAAUUACUUUAUUUAUAUGUGUUCUCCAAAUUUCGUGCACUUUCGCUCUACUUCAGGACUGAUUAUUUUAUUAUUGCGAGUAGGGAAAGUGUUAGAGGAAUUUUUAUUGAGUAUUUCCAUAGCAAUUUCUAUGUGUAUCGUCAUGCAUGUUAUAAUUCACGAUACUUACCUUGUAGAUUGAACAAUGGAAAGCGGAAGCCAGCAAUUCAGAGAGACAGAGACAAAGAAUGGAAGCAGCUUACAUGAAUUUACAGGUUCAGUUUCUUAACUGCCAUAACACGCGUGAUUUAGAAAACAGAAACACCAGCGACUUUUGCGCCUAAUUUUGGAUUGUUCUUUCCUUUUCAAAGAACCAGCUUAAAAGUACACAUGGUGCGGAAAAAGAACUGGCCGAGUUGCAAACCAAAUACAGUGGAAUGGAAAAACAGAACUUUGAGCUAAGUGAAAAGGUAACAAUCUUGUUCAUCUUGCGAAUGUUCCAAUAAUCUAAAUAGUCAUGUUUCUUGUCACUUGACCUCACUUAGUUUCCGAUUAUGGAUUAGUUUCAUUUUUUCUUUUUUUUUUUUUUGCGACAUUCUUUGCAGGUGAAGAAGUUGGAAAAAAGUGAGAAAGAAUUUAAGAAACUGGAACAUAGCAUUCAAAUACUAGAGGUAUGUAUAAAAUUUCUUUAAAAGUGUCCAUCGAUCAACUGUUUUGUUUUUCUUGUAGCCUUUAUGUCGUGUAGCCACUCCAUGCGUAAUUUGUUAUCUGGUUUUCAGGCUCAGUUACAAGAAAUGGACGUCCUGGAACAAGAUCGAAACAGCUUGAUCGAAAAAAUGAAAGCGGUUGAGAAUCAACGAGAUGACCUGCUCAGAAAAGGAAGGAUGGUAGAAACAGAGAGAAACGAUUUCCUACGUAACAACAAGCUUAUGGAGAUGCAAAGAGAUGAGUUGAAGAGCAGAUGCUCCGUGUUACAAAAGACAAAUAGCACCUUAAACACCAGGGUGAGCUAUGAACUCUCCUCCUCUCACAAGCUGUUUUUCGCUGCAAAAAAUAGUGUUAAUUAAUAUCUCAUUUGUUCUUGUGAUCAUGUGACUAACAUUGUUAGAUGUUUUUCCGCAAUGAAGUCAUUCACUCGGUGUCUUUUUUUGUGUUGGAAAUGCAGAAAACGUAAUAACGUUUAAGCUCGGAGUCAUUUUAAGUAACAAACGUUAUUAUUUGAUGGUGCCUUUCUUUGAUUGUCGUACUGACAAGAGUCUCAAGCGAAACAUUGUCUUUCAGUUUUAGCAGACCAUUUCGGAAUGUGGUCAUCCCAUGGAAUUUUGAAGUUGGAAUGAGAGCAUUACCAAUUUAUCACUCUUCUUUUUUUUCUUUUCUUAGCUGGCACAACUGGAACAUGACGUAAGAGAAGCCCAAACAAAAAUGCACGAUAGUCAACACGAAAGAAACUUCCUCAAAGUACAACUAGAAAAAAUGGAGGCUGAAAGAAAUGAAAUGCAAACAAGACUUGCCCUCACGACACAAGAACGAAAUUUACUAGAAAACCAAGUAGCAGAAUUGCAAGACCUUAAUAGGUAUCGUGUAGUAUUAUCAGACAAGACUAUUAUCAGCUUUGCCGGUCAACGUUAGCGUAAUUCCGGAAACCGAGUUUUAUAUUUUCAAGUCUUAACGAUUGAGUGCAAGUCAUCCCAUUUUGAGGUUUUGGAACUGAGAUUGACGUGCAUGUAUGUUACAUAAGACAGAAUAUUGAAGAGUUCGCUCAGCGCAAUGUGUUGCAUCUUUUAUAGGGAUCACGUUAAAUUGGAAGACAGUUUUCAUUCUCUUCGAAUUAAGGUGAGUUUGCAACUUUCUUAAGGCGGCAUGAGUCUACAGUCUUUACCACCAAGGUAAAAAUCAGGUCAACGAAAGAAUUCAAUGGAAUCAUUACCCUUUCCAAGUUGGAUAAGUCUUUGAUGAUGUGGAUUUUUUUAUUCCUAGCUUGCGGAAUCUACGCGUCACAAAGAUGAUGCUGAGAUGCAAAUACCAACUCUAAAGGUAAAAGUUGAGAUCACAUGUAUGUGUAUUUUCUAUUUCUACCUCUUUGUUUGUCCGUCUAUCUAUGUGCCUGCCUUCCAAUCGAUGAUCUGCCAAUGAAACGAUUUUUGUUUUCUUUCCCACUUCUAGGCGAAGGUUUCCUUGCUUAGGAGAGCGUGUAAAGAAAAAGACGAUCUUGUCGAGAAACUAAAUGAAGAAAUUCGCGAUUUACGUCAUUUCAUAUCAACAUCUACUCUCGACGACCUCUCGAAAAUCCGCAGCUUCGGUUACGCGCACGACAACUUCACGAAGUCGUCUACCCAUCGGGAACAAAAGAAACAGAUCGCUAAACAAGUUCCCAAGGUCUGUGAAAGUUUCUAGUUACAAUGUAAUAGUUUUAUCUGGCCAACGCGCUUUCACGAGAUAGUUUAUUACUCUGAGUGAUCAUAUUCAUUUCUGGAUUAAAGACCUCUCUCCCAUUCAACUUCGGCGUUUGAUUGAUUGGCUGAUUGAUUGGUCUUUGAAAUGGAAGUGAACUUUGAGGAAACCUGGAAGGGCCCGAAAAGCACGCUUUCAACUUUUUGAUACAACAUAAUGACAAUAUUUACCAAAGUCUUCAGAAAAAGCGGUGUCUAUUAAUCAAAAAACAUUGAAUAAGAGAAGGAAGACAAUAUUAUGAAGUAGAGGGGUAUCCCAAUCCUUUUGACGAGGAUUGUAGUAAAGGAAAGGCUGUAAAUAAAUUCUGGGAAACUAUCUCCGCAUUGUUUUCAAAAGGGCAUACAGCACCUCGCUUUCCCUGGUUGAUUGAUGAAAACUCGCUUCAUGUUGAAAAGCUUAUGAUAAAACGUGAUAGUGUAGACUGAUCGUUCGGGUGAGUGUUGCACUGAGAAGGAUUGUUGUCGGUAGUGACCGACAAUUAUCGACAACUACCGACAACACUUCCUGUCUCUGAAUCAUUUUGAAGUAAUUUAAAGCUUUUAGGAGUAAUGGAUUUAACUGCGUGGUUGUGAGGGUGGAAUGUAUUCUCCUUAUGUGACGUUUGUAGUGCUGACAGUCGAUCAUUUUGUUGGGUGCGUUGAUGGCCCCCUUGAACGACAGAAACAAGAAAGCCGCGUUUUUCGAAAAAAAUGGCAUGUAAUGGAUGCAAAGAUGAAUGCAAAAGUAACUAUGUAACUAUGGUGGUUCGCCAUUCUGAAAGCCUUAUACUUGCUGCACUUUUUGUCGGUUUAGUCAACUUAGCUUUUCUUUAGAAGAAUCAAAUGAUUGGCUAUUUGUAACAGACAUUUUUAAUUCUCCUCAAGAUGUUCGAACCUUCACCACCUGGAAGCAAAAAAGCUAGGCGCUUUAUUGCGUUGUUUGAUUACGACCCACAUAGCUCACCUUCUUCUGAACACCCUGAUUUGGAGCUCAAACUCAAAGAGGGAGAUCUCCUGACAGUUUUCGGUGAUAUGGACAUCAAUGGGUAUUUAGAGGCGGACUUGAACGGGGAACGAGGCCUGGUUCCUAGUUUAUAUGUGGAAGAAGUCGAGGAUGCAAAUGAUUCUGAUAUUGCGCCAGAGGAGCAGUUGACAAUUUCUCACAGGGCGGCGGGGCCUCUGAAACAUGGUGCUUUGAACAGGAGCAAGGAAAUUCAGGUGAGAUAGAGAUUGUAAAGAAGACGAUAAAAUAUUUUGAGUCUUCAUUAGUAUCAGAAGAAAAUAACCUUUAAAUCCAAGGAGGUCUUCCGAAAGAAGUUAACUAUGGUAGGGAAGAAGCAAAAGAGACAGGAUAAUUAACCAGAAUAAGCGAUUGGUGAAGACAGUGGAGAUUGGCGUAGAUAUCAAUGACAAUAAAUUGUUCAAGAUGUAAAAAAACCUGAUCUUUUUUUUGAAAGAACGUCUUAACUUCAAGUUCUAUUUUUCCACUUAUCUUUAACUUUUUGGAACAAUUUUGUCAAACGAAAGGGCACAGGUAAAAGGUUGUUUUUGUUGUUAUUCUUUUAUUCGUGCGUGUGUGUUAAAAUUCUAUUCUUUAUUUACGGGAUCGAAUCUUCUGAACCAUUCGCUCGUGGCUUUACCGAACAUAGGAAACUUACUACACAGAAAUUUAUCUCGGCGGUGUUAAUUGACUCAUGCUCUUCCCUUUUAUGGCACCAGACAAUAUAUUUUGUGACGAGAAAAAACGUUUCACUAAUAAAGUUCUCGUAUAUGGAAAGGGUUUCACUUAAGUGGCCUCUAUUUUCUAGAAUGAAAACGGGAAUGAAACAACUGUCAGACUUAGUACAAAUCGAAUUCCUUGUGGAGGAGAACACGUGACUCUUUUACGGAAUGCGAAAAAAAAACAGUUCCUGAUGCUAACAUCAUUGCUGACGAAGUCGCAGUACAUUUCUAAACAAGCUUUCUUGCAAAUAUCUCACGGAAAAAAAAUGAAACAAUCUAUUUAUUGAAUAGUUUCUUUUUUCCACAGUUGUACCCAGAUGUCAUUUCCUGCCGCCGUGGUAGCUCAUCUUCAGGGGCCUCUUCUGGGGAACCUGAGAAACGUCGGUGCCUAGUGGCCCUAUACGAUUACGAUCCUUUUUGCUCUGGUGUCCGUGGAUGGCCGCCUCACGAUCAACUGACGCUGAAGAAGGGUGAUGUCAUGACGGCGUUGGAAGAUCAGGAUGCAAAUGGGUUUUACCGCGUUUUUCUGAACGGUGAGAGUUUACGAUUGGUCAUAUGUUAUUUAGUUCCGUCAAAAAGCCAGUCAAAAGGAGUUAUAAUACAAAGUUGUUCAAAUAACAGUAACUAAUACAGGCUAACUGAAUUCAUCUUCAUAAUGAACUUUGUUGAUAGGUUUCUUCGAGAUACAAAUUGCACAUUUCGUUGCCAUACGUUUACCUUGGCUCCGUUUAGCUCCCUUGUUUUCUAGACAUACCCCCUUUUUUUGUUGUUUUUUGUGGUUUUUUUUAUGUACAUGGGUAGAAAAUACACCUUUCCCCUAAAUCGUGUUUAUAUAUGUAAUUUUUAUAAUCAGUGUAUUGUCCACCUUCAAAUGAUUCAGGAGAGAUUAAAAUGAUGUAUUUUCAUUUAACCUUUUCGUAAGGCCAAACAGGGUUUGUUCCUGGACAGAUGGUGGGAAACGAAUCUUCAUCUUUUUCGCGGCAACCUGUAAGUUUGUCAAAUAAUUUAAGUAUGUUAAUCAGGGAGCAGAGGAUAUUUCUUAGCCGCACAUGGAUGCGAAUUUUGUCUUUGAAUGUUAAGAAACUCGUUCCACAUACGGAAAUGAAAUAUCCUUUUAUUAUACAUAAAUAUUGGUUGGAUAUUUGAAUCAAAGACAAUUUUGAAACGCAUCGAGAACACCGAAUGCACGUUAACCCAGUAUAAAGAAAAGCUUCCUCAAAGUGUGAAAGGAAUAUAAUGACCAUUACGAGACUGACAUCUUCUCCGUGUUUCCGAAACAAGAAAAAAAUGUUCUUUCACCAAUAUCUCUAAGACGAAGUACUUUUCUUCUUUGUUCUUAUCAUUUACAAGGUGAACAGACGAGCUCCAGAGCAAAUAUUAGGAAUGUUAAAUAAUUAUCCCAGACGAGGACAACCAGAAGGUGAGUUUCACAAGCCACUACAUUGAGUUUGUAAGAAGUUACAUCGAAAAAGCUAGUGGAUCGGUAGUGUGCAGUUUUGACUCAUCUGUAGUUCUAAAUGCAUAAGAAGCCUGGAUUGGAGCCUUUGCUGGGCUAUUGUGCUUCACACUCGACACUCUUAGAGUGCUUGUCUCCACUUAGGGUUAUAAUGGGCACCUCCAAAGUGACAGGGUUUCAUGACAAAUUCAGGGGUUAUCCACGAGGAGGAGUAGCAUGUCGCCUCAUAACAAUGACACCGUAAUCAACUUUGGUGUAACAAGCCGCCGGAAUCGCAAGACGUUACUAGAGUUAAGGGCUGGUCUCUGUUCUGUAAUUGCCUAGGGUUUCUCUUUGGUCAUCUUAAGUUUUAUCCUCAAUAUAGACGUAUUGUUUAAUAGCUUAUGUCCGAUUUAAAAGAAAAUGACACCUAUAAAACAAGGCCCAGGACGAAGCCAUCAUCAAAAAAAAAAUGCAAUAAAGCAAAAAGUCAUUCGUAACAAAGGCUUCGCACUUACCCUGGUUGUAAUACAAAGAGAUUUGGCAUCUUGGAAACAGUUCAUUUUGUCAUUUUACUUUUUGCUUGUUACAGCUUCUUCAACACAGAAUUCAGACUAUCCUACACCGCCACCAUCGAUGGGAAGCAUGAAGUCACUAACUCACGAUGGUAAUUCCAACGGCCUUCAAUCGUCAUUAACUCAUACGUGUCUUCCCGGCAGUCCAAACAAACUACCCAAUGUGGGAUUAACAAAAUUCAAGCCAUCACCGGACGUAGAUAUGCUUGGUGUCAUGACUUCUGUGACACAGUCCUCCCAACAAUUAGGUCCGCUGUCCUCUCGAGAACCAGACAAAAUAUCGACACCACCCGCAACCCCCAAACAGAUUGCUCCUGUCGUGUCAACCAAGUCACUGUCGAAAAAAGGUACGAGUCAUUCAUGUAAUAUCAAACAGAGGUAGAGUUGCACUUGCAGAGUGAUGGUUUCUCGUCUUAAUGUAGCGUUAAUCAGACGUUUUCCUAAAGUAGUACUGACGUAAAAAAAUUAUUCGGUUCGGUUGUUAUUAUUAUUAUUAUUAUUAUUGUUAUUAUUAUUAUUAUUAUUAUUAUUAUAUGUCAACAUUUAAUUAUUGGUUGAGUGUCAAGUGCUCACUAUAUUCUUGAAUCAUAUUUCUCUUGGGGAACAGGGUACUCAUAAAUAUGUGGGAUGCGGCAGGUUUUCUGUUUUGCGUGUGGGACAAAUCUUCUGCAACACUACCUUCUAGUAUCGGUUUAUAACCUCUAGUUCUUUUAAGAGUAAAUGUCAGUAAAAAUCAAGGAAAAUUCAAAAAACGUGGCCACGGUCAACAAUCGAUUUCGCUCAUACUUUGUCAGUUUGAAGGCCUAGGUAAGUAACUGAAGGAUAUGAGGUUAGUUUUUUGAAAUAUUCUAUAUAACGGCAGAAAACCACGAAAAACGGUCACCCUACCGGAAGCUCGGAUUUCACCUGGCGGAAACUCGAAAUUUUACACUUUUCAGCUUCUCGCUACAAAGACGUUUACAUAGCUGUGAAUCUUUCUUAAGUAUAAUUGAAUACAUUGAUUCUUCCUUAGUCAAACCAUGGGAAUUAUUUUUAUCUCUGCUUAUUUGUGAGCGAACUGAGACCCGAUUAAGAAGACACACUUUUCUCAUUUACGCGAAGGUGUAAAAUAAUCCAAACUCAGCGACGAAAAAAGCUGACCGGUAGUUCUUCAAAUCCUCUGAUAUUAUAACCAAAGACAGCUCAGUCAUUGAUUUUUAGGUCUACGGUUUUAAAUCUUUAGGAUCUAGUAGCACUUUUGCAUGAACGCCGAUCAAAAUUCGAUAAAAUUCCAAUUGAGCGCCUUUGAAAUCUACAACUCUACAUAACAAAGCACUAUUGAAUAAAUUAACUCCUCGGCCAAAGUUUGUACAUAAAACAUAAAGGUUUUGCUUUCUUAGCGGUUUGAAGCGUUUUAAAAAUAUAUAUUAAUGUUAAAUAUUGUCUAUACAGGUAAAACAAACUAUGAAACACCAAAAUUACCACGAGCUCGCUCCCUAAUCUGCGUCACGCACGAGCGACUUAGCUACAAUUAGUACAGUAACAAACAGAUAUUUACAUCCGUUGAUUUUAAAUAAGUCGUAUUUUUAAAAUAUCUUACUCAAAGAUGUGCCAGGUUUCCCAGUUAACUUGCUGAAAAAAAAAGAAAACCUUAAUAGUAAUUCUAGCUCAAUUAGAAUUGAUUUUAUUUAGUAUGAGAAGUUUUGUGCCGUCGAAAACCAAUCGGAAGUAACUGUUUCCACGAAAAGGAAAUAUUGCAUCGUUCUCUAAAUAAACAAAUCUUCUUAACCAUAUAACCAGAGUAUGUUGUUGGCGAAGUUAAUAGACAUACAUAACAACGACGUCUUGCUCGUUCUUGAAUAUUGUCGGUGGGAUUUGCGGCGCAGACGAACGCACUUGCUAAGUAACUUCCAAUGGCUAAUUUCUACCCUUACUCAGCUUUCGUCACACUGCUCACGCUGUGUAACAAGGAUAUAAAACAUCGCACGAAGUCCUAAAAAACUCUCCGGACUUGAACCAGAAUUGAUUUUAGCAAGAUUGCGUGUUUUUAAAAGCCAACGAGUUUAUUGGAGAUGACUACCCGUAUCGUCUCAUCGUGUCACUUAGGCAUAACCUGACACGAUGUCGAUAGUUUCGACUCCUGAUGGCCGAGAGCACUCGGAUUUCUUUUUUUUCCGAGUACGCCUGUGUCACUUACUGAAUAAUACAUCAUUCUCAUUUAUUCACCAGGCUUAAAAAUAUUCCAUCACAUUUAUUCCAUUGCGCGUAUGCCACACAUGACAUUCCAAUCCUAGCAGUAUGCAGGAUGUUUGUCCCAUGAAGCAUUCGGAUUUUUUUUCCGAUUAUGCCUGUGUCACUUACUGAGUAAUACAUCAUGUUCAAAAGUAUUAAUUUUUGCACCAUACAGGAAGUUGUUUCGGGUCACUCAACAAGAGCUGUGAAAAGUAGCCGCACUGGAAUAGGAAUAUAUUUUUUCCAAUCCACGAAGAUAUUUGACCUUUCAAAAUAGCUCGUCCCUAUGGGCUCAGGUAAAUAACAACUAAAAAAUGUACUACCAAGCAGGAACUGUCUCCAAUGAGUUUUGCAUCCUCUUCAUUCUGUUGUCCAAUGCGACUAUUAAAAACACUAUGAGUUUUACGACUUGCAUGUUUUAUUGAUUGCGCUUGUCAAACAACACUACAGUCUGUCAUUGAUAGAGAAAAUAAAGUUUAAUUUUGACAAUAUUCGAUGAAAAAUACUAAGAAUUUUCCAAAGAGGGCACCGAAGAAUAAAUAAUGUGCACUGUCAUUUUACGACAUUUAAAAAGGAGGGAAGGGGGUUGGGGAAAGGAUUUAACAACCAUACUACUCUCUCUCCCCAACCACCCACAGAGUGCACAGUUUGCACAGUAUACUAGUGGAAACGUCACAUCAACCUUACUUAUUUCUUUCCGUCGUUUAAACAAAUGAUUCUUUCAUAUAAUCUUAAGUCAACAGAAUGAAUAGACUAAAAAUAAUUCAUUGGAGACAGUUUCUGUUUGGUAGAACAUCAAGUAGUUGGUUGCUUACCUGAGCAGGGACGAGCUGUUUUGAAAGCUCAAAUAUCUUCAUGGAUUGGAAUAAAUUUAUUCCUUUUUCCAGUGCGGGUGCCUUCCUCAGCUCCUUGCAGUGACCAGAAACAACUUCCGGGAUGGUGCAAAGAUUACCCGUCCUUCGCCAACCUAAACCUAACUUGGCACGAUGAACCGGACAGAUAGUCAUAUCCGAUAAAUUCGCCGGCUUUUGAAAACAUCCACAUCUCGCCAAAAUUAAUUCUACCUCCGUUUCAAUUCCGGAAAAUUUCAAGGACUUUUUGUGAUUUUUGAUAUCCCUGUUACACCGCGUGAGAGGCGUGACGGAAGUUGAAGAACUUGUGCGUUCGUCUGCGCCGCAAAUCCUACCAACAAUAUUCAAGAACGAGCAAGACAUCGCUGUUCUAUGAAGUUCCCCGACAAUAAACUCUGGUUUUAGAUGAAAUGUUUCACAGAUAAAGAUAAUUCGAUUUAUUUAUUUAAAGAACGAUGCAAUUUUCGUGAGAACAGGUACUUCUGAUUGGCUAUCGACGGCAUAAAGCUUUUCAUUCUUAAUAAAAUCAAUUCUUAUCGUUUCAGUUUGAAUUGCUAUUAUGAUAUUUUCUUUUAUUAUUACUUCAGCAAGUUAACUGAGGAACCUGGCACAUCGUUGAGUAAGAUAUUUUAAAAUAAGACUUAUUGUAAAUUAACAGAUGUAAAUAUCUGUUUGUUACUGUACUAAUUGUAGCGAAGUCGCUCGUGCGUGACACAGAUUAGGGAGCGAGCCUGUGAGAUUUAAUUUCAGCUCGUGGUAAUUUUGGUGUUUCAUAGUUUGUUUUACCUGUGUAGACAAUAUUUAACAUUAAUAUAUAUUUUUAAAAGGUUCAAACCGCUAAGAAAGUGAAACCCUCAUGUUUUAUGUACAAACUUUGGCCGAGGAGUUAAUUUAUUCAAUAGUGCAUUGUUAUGUAGAGUUGUAGAUUUCAAAGGCGCUCAAUUGGAAUUUUAUCGAAUUUUGAUCGGCGUUCAUGCAAAAGUGCUACUAGAUCCUAAAGAUUUAAAACCAUAGACCUAAAACUCAAUGACUGAGCUGUCUUUGGUUAUAAUAUCAGAGGAUUUGAAGAACUACCGGUCAGCUUUUUUCGUCGCUGAGUUUGGAUUAUUUUACACCUUCGCGUAAAUGAGAAAAGUGUGUCUUCUUAAUCGGGUCUCAGUUCGCUCACAAAUAAGCAGAGAUAAAAAUAAUUCCCAUGGUUUGACUAAGGAAGAAUCAAUGUAUUCAAUUAUACUUAAGAAAGAUUCACAGCUAUGUAAACGUCUGUGUAGCGAGAAGCUGAAAAGUGUAAAAUUUCGAGUUUCCGCCAGGUGAAAUCCGAGCUUCCGGUAGGGCGACCGUUUUUCGUGGUUUUCUGCCGUUAUAUGGAAUAUUUCAAAAAACUAACCUCAUAUCCUUCAGUUACUUACCUAGGCCUUCAAACUGACAAAGUAUGAGCGAAAUCGAUUUUUGACCGUGGCCACGAUUUCUUUGAUUUUUACUGACAAUCACUCUUAAAUGCUAUUAAAAAAAUUGAGCUACAUCAGUAGCCACAUACAGCGUCAAACUGCCUAUUUUUAUUACAACGCCGUGAGAAUCUUUGUUUUCUAACCUCUCCAGUGUCUUUUAGCCUAACGUUCUUUAUUUUAAGAGAAAGAUACCGAAGUAUGUGAAAAACAGAAGUCGAUGAGACGUUUUCUUCACGUAUCAUUUGAAGCUCUAACGUCUCUCGAGCCGCAUCUAGGAAAAGCAGAGUUAAGAUUUUUAGUUAAGAAUCUUUUUUUCAAUUUAUUUGAGGUAAACGUCUGUAAACUUCUUUGACUUAAAAAUACUAAGCAGUGAGCUUAAAAAGCUUUAAAAAAUAUACCUUCUCCAGUGCAUGCUAGAAGAGCUUGUGUUGUAAUGCACGCGAAGAAGAUGAAAGACAAGGAGUCCAAGAAUUAAAAUUUGGAGUCUUUUGUUUUAAGUUUUUGCACUGACCUUAUUAUGUUUUGUCCAAAUUCUUAAAACCUUUGGCUUCAAUUCUCCCAGUACAUGCUUGGCUAGUAAUGAGGUUGUUUCGUCUUUCUGCCACCUCUCUUAGUUCGCCCUAGUGCUCCAAGCAACUUUCGAUGUAUACGACCGGUGAACCACGAUGCUAUGUUGGUGGGAUGGACUCUACCGGAAAUGGACGAGUUUGGUAGAAGCAGCGGUCUCUCUGUGAAGGGAUAUAAGGUGGGUACAUUCGUUUUAUAUGUAGUUUAUCUUGACUACUCAAUGAAGUUGGUUAAAAAAAUGUUUGUGUAAUUAUGGUCUGUUUCUCUGUUGAUAGAUUUAUGCGAAUGACGACGUGAGGCUAGACGUUCGUAGCCCCUACAUGGCGAAGGUAUGACGGACCGGUGUGUCUUUACGCUAAACGUUUCCGCUUGGUCUUCUCUUUACAAUUUGAUCAUAGCAUUCGAUUACCCCGUCAGUUUUCUUAUUAUUGCUAAUGAACUACUGUAGAUGUAUAUUUUUUUCAUUAUAUUUAUUAUUUGCCUAAUAUUUCUUACUAGGCUUUGGUCGAGGGUCUUGAACUUGGUCUGCCGAUCAAAUUCAGUAUUAAGACUGUGGCUGAAAAUGGCACAUCUUCUGAAACUGUGUCAGCAGCAUUUAACGACACAAUCAAAGAAAGCUUGUUGGUAAGGAACUAGUAGAUGAGCGUAACUAGUCGAUAUAGUGUCAUUUGGCGAGUCCUCUUCAUAGGAAACGCAGUUGGUCUUUGUUUUUUUGUUUGCAGGGUCAAACAUUGAUUCCUUUAGAUGUGCCUAAGAACACCUUUAGCUCCUUUGUGUGCUCUUAUUGAGGGAUAUUUUAAAGCUCAGUGAUUGUUAGUUAAAUAUUGCGUAAAAUUUUUAAGUUAUUGGUUCGUGUUCUCUCUCGUCUGAUAUGAAUAUGGUGGACAUAUUUUAGGUACUGACUAUCUCUUUAACAAUAACUAAUCAGGAGAUUAGAUCAGUUUAUGUUUGUUUGCUUUGUUUUGUUUUUUGCUUUAAUUUGUAAAGCAACGCUUUGGCAUUUAAGCUGUGAACUCUCUUUUUUUUUGGCAGGAUUCGCGUGAAGAAUACUUUGAGGUUUGUUUUUCUGUUAUUAUCGAUAGCUAUUUAGUGCAAAAUUCACUUUAUUAAAGGCACCAUCCUUGUAUAUUAUAGAGAAAUUUUUAAAUUCGCCCCUCGCCUAGAAAUGACAGGCCACUUGAAAUCGAGAGAAAACUAUUGAAGGAAAUCAGAAACUUGACUUUCCCUCACUAAAGACGAGUCUUUUUCUCACGUGUGGCGUCCGUCUGUAUUUGAUGUAGUGCCACAUGCUUUACGUCUUCUUAAGCGCCGUUUGAUGAUAAUAGUGAGUUUAAUUCUUGCGGCAAAAAUAAACUCUAAUUUUUCUCACUUUCCCUAUAACUGAGAAAUCAUCCCUGAAUGCAGACAGCAAGAAGUUUCAUUUGUCUUUUGCCGUAGGCGGCAUUCUGAACCUUUUACGUGUAUUUUCAAUUUCAUUGGAUUUUCUUUUGAAGAGAUAGUUUUAUGUUCCGUCUUUUUGUCGAGAUCAACAGAUAUAUGAGGCCGCCUGUGUAUCCUGGUUUCAGUUGGGUAUACUAAUGGAGGGGUUGAAAUCUCGAAAAAGUCAACCAAUUUUAUACGACUAAAGUACGAAUAACUUGAAUUGUAAAUCAUGAAUUGUUUUGUUUCUGUUUUCAAAGGAUUUGGAAAAUGAGCAGCAAUACAGAACGGUAUGAUUGACUACUCUAGUAAUGUUACUCUAGAUACCCUUUCGAUUUAGUCUGGAAAGCGUAGAAAGAUAUUUGAUUUUAAAAUGGUUAGGUGCCAUGUUCCUUCGGUUUGAUGUUGAUGAAUCUGUCACCAAUGAGAACUUACUUUGUAACAAAAUGUAUUUAGGUUGAGUGUAAUGUUCCAAGUGCGUGAUGGACAUUCGUGUUCUGAUGACAGACCCCGUUAUUUGCUUGUCUUCUCAGUUUGUGGCUCUUUACGACUACGAUCCGUUUAAAAGUUCACCCAAUCAAAAUCCUGCUGCUGAAAUGAGCUUCAAAGAAGGGGACAUCUUGAAAGUGUUUAACACUUUCAGAAAGGACGGCUAUUUUGUAGGAAAGGUACUGAAAGUGUUUGUAAUUCGGGGUUUCGCAUAGUCAGAUGCUUUUCUGUCGUACAUUUACUAUAUUAGGCAUUUUUUUAAAAUCUUUAAGGCUAGUUUCUUCUUACUUUACUUUUCAUUUCCGCAUACAAGUCACAACUAAAUCGAUUACCAAUCAGUAAUAUGUGUUGAAUUUUAUGGUAAUCCUUUGGAGCUCGUUAGCCAGGAGGCCCUUCUGGCGGCCGUUCUUGAAGGAGGUAACCAACAGUUCAGAUUACACUGUUAAAAUGUUCGAGCACGUUGACGAGGACAUGUCUCUGACUUAACAGCUGAAAAACAGAAAAGGGCUGAUCCCAUCCAACUUUAUAGAGGAAGUAGCUGUGGCCUCACCUCUGCGACUGGCUGCUGCUAAGGUAAUUGUCACGAAUCGUGAAUUACUUUUCUGUGCACAAUAUCUGUUUUCCUGUUAUUAGUUGUGCGUCCUGUGUUUAACGUAAAACUCAAAAGGGGUAGCAUUUAUAAGUCAGAUUCUCACAGGAGUGACCAUCUUAUGUAAAAGAGAUCAAUACCACUUCUUUCAAUUUAUCGGCGGUAAACUUUGUUGCUCACAGCUUUUCUUGAGCAACGCUGUCACACAAUCUGACUUCCCAGUCAGCUCGGUAACGAGAGACAGUUUUUGUCUUUAGGAGUAAUCGUAGGUCAUCAUUCUUUCAUCGCUAAUUACGCUCCCAGCUAUAAAACUGCAAUGGUGCUCUUGCCAACCUGAAAUCUUUAAAAACUAUCAAAUGCGUUCGUGAAAACUAUAAUUUUUUACAUGGACUCGCAGUUUUAUUUUCUAAAAAGUUAAAGUGAUGUAGAUGCAUGCUCUUUCAGCAAGUCAGUUCUCUUUUCUCUCUUCAGAGGCGAAAAGCAGCUCUUCCCAGUCCCACAAUCAGGCCUCAAUCAGGACACAUCAGUUCAGUUGAAAGUAUCGGUUCACCAACUGUCGGAGCAAAGAAUCCUGUGCUAAUGAAUAGAAAGGUAGGUCAAGAGAAUUUCCAUAUCUCGGAGUAUUCUUUGGUUUUGGUCUCUCUUACUAUUGGCAGUUUUUUUUUUUUUUUUUCGUUUCGUUUUUUUUUUUUUUUUUUUUUUUUUUUUUUUUUAAGAUUUCUAGAAAUUUUUCAAUUCUAAAUAGAGAUUAGAGGACAUAUUUGUGUCCUUCACAGCCAUAUAGUUCUGGGAUGUCGUACAACAAUUCCCGCGAGGGAUUCAUGACCUUAACGUCAACAAAUACUUCGAUGAAACUGAUUCAGUUCAUUCUGUAAGCUCCAUGCGUUUCCAAUAAAUCAGGUCGAUUAGGGUCUUGAAAACUUGGUUUGGAUGGUACGUUUUCGGUUUCGUUGGUUUGGUGAGCAACUUUCGGUUCCGAUCCAAAUUUUUCAGGGAUUUGUGGUUUGAAGUAAGUUUUUGUGCGCUCUUCUCUUUUACUAAUAGACCACGAUGCCUCCCUCAACAAUUACUGUCAAUUCCUAGUCAGAAAUCCCUAAAUAUGCACCCACUAAUAAAUGGUAGUAGGUGAAUAACUUAGAAAAAGAAAAAAGGGAGGGAAAAUAUCCAAGAGGAGCAAUGCAGUGGAUUCGGUGCUGAAAUUUACAUCUCAUUUUUGUGUAGAUGAUGGUGGCCCUCUAUGAUUACAACCCAGAGGUGCAAUCACCGCAAGAUAACCCAGAUUCAGAACUCCCGUUGAAGAAGGGGCAAAUAUUUACUGUUUUUGGUGACAUGGUAAGUAGCAAGAAGCCCUAGCAAUUUGAAUUCGAACAACGGAAAUAGUGGAAGAUUUUAUGAUGUUGCGGAAAAACCUGACCACGAAACGACAUCACGAGGAGCGGUGUAAGACCGACCUGAAUAUUUUCUUUCUUAGCCUGGCCCCAUGAAGUUCAGCCGUUCAAUUUGCGGCGUGCAACAUGGUUUUGUAUACAAAUACUCCAAUUUCUCUUGAUAAAGACAAAGUUAUAGGUUACACUUAAUUGGAAGGUUAAGGCUUUUUUUUUCCCUGGUAGAGAAGUUUUUGUUUUCUAAAGGAGAAUAAUAUAAAUGUUAAAGUAUUGGAGUGGCCCGCAGUAAGGUUACCAGAGCGAGAUUCUCUUUGAUAGUUUUAAUAAGGUUUCCUUCACAAUUGAUCUCGGUUUAUUGCAGGAAUGACGUUUCCUUUAUUACCAAGGGGAGAAACAGGACCAUAAAGUACAGAUGACCCCCUUAAAAUUCGGGCUUACACUUAUGUACCACACGUUUGACUACAGCAGAUCACAUUCUGUGUUAUCUUUAGUUUGUAAUUCGUUCGUUGCAUACCUAUCAUUUCUUUUAUUGUACAAUCCUCGACAUUUUACAGAGAAAAGGUGGUCUUUUUCUCAAGUGUUCGAGAAGUUUUCCAUGACUGGAGAAAAUAAUGAUUUGCGCAGCUAGUGUGAAGUUUUCAAGCGCAGCCUCGUAUUAAUAGGUAUUUGCAAGCUUCUGUAAGCCGAAACGUCGUAGCGAAAGCCCCAAAGCAAACUCCGCAAUUAUCUAAAUUUAAAGUAGAUAAGAAUUCCUUGGGAAAUUUUGUUCAUAAUUCUUAAACAUUUGUUUUUCUUCUCGUUUCUUUAUUCUCCUUAAGCGCGCUGAUGGCUUUUAUCAAGCUGAAGUGAAUGGAGAGCUUGGACUCGUACCUGGAAGCUUUCUCGACGAAUACACCACUGGGGUAAGGGUAAAGCACGGAAAAAGCAAACUUAUUUAUCUAAGCAACAACUACGUGCGAAAACUUGUAGUCAUAAUAAAUUAUAGGAUGUACUGCGGAACCCUGCCUUACGGCCACCUCGUUAUUAUGGCCGCUUUUUAAUAGCUCGGCUAAACGGACACUCAUUUUCUUAUCAACAGGAAAACCCUUGUUUACGCGGUCACUCAUUAAUGAGGCCAACAGCCACAUUUUAAAACCCCAAACAGUAGAAUCCCUUAAAAUUUUACUCCGUAAUACGGCCAUCAUACUCAAUAUAGAAAACCAAAACGCCGAUGGCAUGUCGAUUCAAUGAUCUCUGUCGUGUACUAAUCAAACAGCCGAAUUACCUAGAAGUUGGCAACACUUCCUGUUCUCACAUUAAUUUUUUUUAUUUAUCAAUGGUUAAAGUUUUGCAGCUGUCAUUGAUGCUUGGUUUUACGUGAGAGUUUUAGAAAAAUUACGGGCUUUAACCUUGGAAAUGGUUUCCAAAAAUUGCGAAGAUGUCUGUUAUAGUAAUAUGUUUUAUUUUAAUUUAAAGGGAAUCGUUAGCGGUCUCCAGUCUGGAAUGCUCGAUCCAGUUGAAUGAUCAAGUAAUGGGCUCCUGACGAAGCUCAUCAUAAAGCUCUGCAUGUUACUAGAUUCCCGUGUGGAAUUUUUUAUGCAUUCGCAUACUUUGAUUGUAUUUUGUAGCACCCGCCUAUGCUGCAUCAAUUACUUUUAUAAUCUUCCGUUUUGGAUUUUUUAAUUUCACCUUUUUAUUCUCAUUUUUUGUUAAUUGUGAUAGAGAAAUUUGGAGUAUAGAUCUCUUAAUGUUAAAAGCAAAUAAUUUUGAGGAAAUCAGUCUAGUUUGCUGGCAAGCUAUAUUUUACAGCUGGAGUAGUUGAAUAGUAGAAAAUAGUACCAAAUAAUUGAUACAGUGUAAGAUUUUUUAAUUCCUGUACAGACUUGUAGAUAUCAGACCUCAAAGGUGUAACAGAUGUGACUUACACUGAAAGUGUUUAUGAAGGUAUAACAUUGAGAAAAGGAAAUCUGUAUAUUGCAACACACU